CUGACUAACGCACCUUAGCAUUCUGGCUCUCCUGGCUAUGCACCUGCAACCUCGCCUUGCAGUUCUCCUCCUCUUCUUCCUCCUCCUCCUCCUCCCCCUGACUCUGUCCUCCUCCCAGGCGGUCGGACAGCGGUAGUGCGCACUGAGCUGCAGGAGUGCGCAAGGCGGCCGGCAUGCACCUGGAGAGAAACCGCCCCGCCAAGCCGACCAAAGGCUCAGCUGGAGACACAGCGGCAUGCAGGGCGAUGCUCUAACAGCAGGGAGAAAGCAGCAGAGCACCGGGCGGACACGGAGCUGCAGCAUGGGCGUGGGAGAGAGGCGCAGCCUGAACGAGAGCGAUGUGAUUCUACUGGCAUAAGGAGGGUGGGUGGGGGGAACCCGAGUCGUGCUGGAUCAGAGUGUCCCGGGUGUAUUAGGAGGGCUUGGUUUGGUGUCUUGUUCUCUGAAAUUCAGCAUAUAUAGUACUUUUUUCUGUCGUCUCCACGGGAGUUGAAAGGAUGGAGAAAAGCGCGCAGCAGCAGCUCCCCAAAAGCGCAGAGGGUCCGGUGGAAGACAUCUCCAAAAUAAACGACGAGGAGCUGCUGAAGUGGGGCAAAGACGAGCUGGUGCGGCGCCUGCGGAGGGCAGAGGCGGAGAAGAGGGGCGCCAUCGUGGAGCACGGAAAUCUGAUGCGGGAGGUGAACCGGAGGCUCCAGCAGCAUCUGAACGAGAUCCGGAGUUUGAAGGUGAGAUGGGUGGGGGACCCCGGAAGCUAGAUUGGACAAGGUUCCCAGGUGUUUUACGGUGUGUCCAGGUUAGACUGACUUUCUGAUUCAGACCUGUGCAGGAUCUGAGAGAGAGGGAAGCUGUACUAGAGAUAGCCUAUCACCAGAGAGGACAGAGGGGAUACCAAAAUAAAGGUCACAACUCAUUAAACCUGUUGCACAGGACAGAAUAGAGAACAAUGGACAUCACAGAACGAGUUUUAAAACACUCACUGGACAAAAAGUGACUUGGAUGAAGAGCCUUUCUCCCAGAUACAUAGGAAAAUGUAAAAUCAUCAGUUUUUUUCUUCCAUGAAUAGGGGACAUUGAGGACGUUUCUGCAUCUUCACAAUUUUUUAAAUCAAAUCAAGUCUCUGUGAUGAGCAUUCAUGCCAUUUGAUAAGAACAAAAUGGAAAAUUUUUUGAACAAUAAUGUGUGGAAUAAGAAAUUUAGAGGACAUUGUCAAAAAAAACAGCAGUUAAAAAUAGCUGUUAUACUAUUAAAAGCAUGUUUAAAAACAGGCUUCAAAGAGUGUGUGAUAAAAGCUGCAACUUAAUCUUGUUUUAAGUGUCCCCCUUUUACAAAUGAUCACUGGUGAAGCCAUAUGGUUGGCCUGAAUGGAUAAAUUGACUGUGCUAAAAAAAUCACAGUCAUCCAAACAGUCUGGUAUUGAAUAACAAGUCAGUAAACAGGGUUGUGAUUAGGGAUGCACUGAUCCGAUGUUUGAUAUUGGUACCGAUCCCGAUACUGAAGAAAAUUCUAGAUUGCUUAUCAUGACAAUGGGCCUGAUGCAAAGGGGACGAUCUAUUCAGUCUAACUAUAUGCUACGCGCCGUGAGUGGCAUCCACAAGUAAACACGCUGAGCGGAUGCCCACAUUGUUUUCAAAAUAGAGUGAGCAAAGUUGUCUGCUAUCUUGAACCUGCGCAGUAAACGUUCUGAGGGGCAGUGGUAAAACUUGAGGUUAUGACAAAAGGUAAUUCAGCGCGGCUUUUCUGUAUCAGAAUUGGAUCAUAUCGGCCGAUACUAAACUGUAGAUAUCUGUAUCAGUAUCAGAGGUGAAAAAGCGAAUUUGGUGCAUCCCUAGUUGUGAUAGUAUAUGUAAAUAUAAUUUUAAAUUUACAUCUGAUAUUACUAAUGAGAGGACACAGCUGUGUAAUAACUGACAGACAAGGUUGAGAUGGACAUCUUUAGUUACACAACAAUACACUAAGGGGGGGUGGGGGGUCAGCUAGCAGAGUGUGGAACAAAGGGGAUUUUAAUGAGACUUAAUGUAUCGAUACUAGCGGCUGAAAAUUCGAUACUUUCUGGAAAAAAAAAAUAUUGAUUUAUAUUGCAGAAUUGAUCAAAUUGCUCAGCCCUAGUAGAAAUGACAAUAUUUAGCACUGUCUAGUGGUCAAAACCUAGUUCAAAUGCUUCCUUGUUCACUCCUCCUGUCAGUGAAGGGACAUGGCCUUCUAGGAUAAGAAGCUGUAGAGAUGCAUGAGAAGUGUAAUCCUUCAUUUGCUGAGUUUUCACCAUCAAAAAUGUUUAUCAGUAUAGGUUACCCCAAACACAGCAGCCACUCUCCUUAUUCUUCCAACCAGUGGAUUUUAUUGAACCAAUCACUCCAUUCAAAAAAGUGGAUGUUUCUGGUCGGGCUGCUCGAUAAUAACAAAAAAGAUAUUUUUUUUUGAUUGGUAUUAAAUUUCUGAUUAUAAAAAUGAUUACCCAUGAUUUGACAUCUUCAUCACACUCAUUUAAGGAACUUAAAACAUUUUUAAAACCUGCCUCCCCCAGCCCCUCCUCCUGCUCUCCUCCAGAGGUAGUUUGUACCUCUAUUUCACAGUCCAUCAUCAAUCUUAGCAGAAGCCACAACUUCCUUGUGCUCCCAAAACUUUGUUUUACAUUGAUCCAAGUUGCUGAGGAAAGUGAGGGAUGUUAGCAAGGAGGAACUGCGUUGAAGGGAGAGAGGGCAGGUGCACUUCAUUCAGUUGGAUGUAGUCGGUAUGUUUAGUCUAGAUUAUCAUGUCUUUAUGAUCUCGGGGGCUGUAAUUGUUAUUUAAGUCAAUAUACGAUUUAUCGUCUGGCUCUACCAUUGACUACAAAAAGUUUGUCCAUUGUGUUUUUCUGUAGAACCAUGGUGGCAUCAAUGGAGAAGGACUCAUCGAUAUAAAAUGCCAAUUUUAAGUGAACAAAAACCAAACUGUUUUUAUAAUUAGCUGAUGUGAAUGUAAAACAGACUUAUAAGGAUGAUAUUCAAUUUCUACCCUGUUUGUUCUGCUGAAAACUGCUAAGUAUCACACUGUAAACUUUCAUUUUCUUUCCCAGCUAACGGGUGAAUCAUUUCUGAAUUGAAAAAGGCCCAUCACAGUUAUGAAGAGCCCCGUCUUGCACUUUAAAAAGCCUUUUUUUUGUGUUUGUUUUCUGCUUUCAGCCUAAAAAACAAGAGAGCUGGUGAAAAGCAACAAAUACUCAUAAUUUAGAAAACAGUGUUUAGCAUUUCUUGAUGAAAAAGGGAUUGAAAAUUUGUCAGAGUUGCUGCUUUUUCUACUCUCAUCCACUGAAGUGCAUCAUGGGAACAUUCUUUACACUCUUUAAUGCAGGAGUCUGCAUAUACAUAUGUAACCCCUCUGCAUGUGUGCUUGUGUGUGUGUGACUGUGUAAACCAGGACGUGAACCAAAAACUGCAGGAGGACAACCAGGAGCUGCGUGACCUGUGCUGCUUCCUUGACGACGAUCGGCAGAAGGGGAAGAAGGUGUCGCGGGAGUGGCAGCGUCUGGGCCGCUACAGUGCCGGCCUGAUGAGGAAGGAGGUGGCUAUCUACCUGCAGAAGCUGAAGGAGCUGGAGCAGCGGCAGGUGGAGGUCAUCAGGGAGAACUUGGAGCUGAAGGAGGUGUGUCUGAUGCUCGAAGAGGAGAGGGCCACGGUGGUGGCUGGAGGGGUUGGAGGUGGGCAGGGAGGACCUGGUCGUAGGUGCUCCAUUGACAGUCAGAGCAGCUUGUCUCAACUGGGUGGAGGUGUCCCAGGACCUGGUCUGCUUCGGGACGUUGGUGAUGGCAGCAGCACCUCAAGUGCAGGGAGUACAGAUAGCCCUGAUAACCCCCACCUCAAACCCCCUCCCGUGGGCUCUAAUACUAUGCCUGGAUCUGUCUCAAGGUGCAUGUCCUCAGAGCACCACCACAAACCCGGGGAGGUGUGUGACUCCACAGGCAGGCGACACAGCUCCACCCCAGAGUACCACACCUUCCCACAGUCUUGCCGUCCUCGUGGGGGAUCCCUUACAAACCUGGAUCCUCGUGGGCUUAGAGGACACAGCCCAGAGAAACACAGCAAGUCCCCCACAAGGCUGCCAUGUGACUCCCACCACCAGCCCUGCAGCUCUGACCUACUAGCCCAGAAACAGCUCUCCAUGUCAGGGCAGGCGUCACCAGGCUGCGGGAAAGGAUCAGCCAAGUCCAGCCCAGAGCUGAGCCAGAGACACCGGCAGAUUCACACAAUGGGGGCUGGCUGUGGGAGUCCCGAGGCCAAGCAGGCAGCCAUGGUGACGCCUGAACACCUGAGGAAAGGACGGGUGAUAGUGGGUAGUCCUGAGUCUAUAAGACACCACUAUCACUACCAGCACAGCCCAGGGGGGGAGCACGGAAAGGGGAGGUAUAGCAGCAGCUCCCCCAGCAGGGAUGGUGGUCAAAGGAGGGCAGCAGCAGGAGACGAGAUGGCCCCCCACCACCAGAGUCUGUACAACGGUAGGCACAGGGUAACUCUUUUCUUCUUCUUCAAUCCAUAACCAUUCAUGCCACAUUGAAGAAAAACACUGAAACACAGGUUUAAAGAUAUUAUUGGAGGAUUCCACUCUGUUUUUAUGAGAGUUUUAUAUUUGUAGGUACAGAAUGUAAGUAAAAGAAGGAAAAUAAGAGAUGCAAGGGCAGCCACUGAGCAGGAGGAGAGAGGAGUGCUUGGAGUCUCUAAAAUGUCCUCAAUUACAAAAAACAUGGCCUAACUUGUGCGCCGGUUCUUUCUGUAAAUACUUACAUGUAACUCAUAUAAGAAUAAUAAUAAUAAGAAGAACUUUAUUAAUCUCGAAGGGACAUUCGGUUGUCUGUCAUCUCAUUUGUCAUGUCUCUAAAAGUCAUUUACUAUUUACAGAGGGUUGUAAAGUCUGAUGGCUGUGGGUACAAAAGAUUUUCUGAAUCUCUCUGUCAUGCAGUGAAGAGAGAGGAACUGUCCACCACCAUUGGCUCUUGGGUCCAUUAAGGUGUUGUGAAGUAGGUGAUCCAUGUUCUUUAGAAUAGUCUCCACCUUCCUCAGUGUAGAUCUCUACACCACAUCCUCCACUGAGUUUGUUCAGACGUCUUGCAUCUUUGUGUUUGAUGCUUCCUCCCCAGCAGACUGCAGCGUGGAACAAAACACUUCCCACCACAGACUGAUAAAACAUCUGCAGCAUUUUACUACAGAUGUUUUAUCAUUUAUAUAUCAUAUCAUAUAUACAUAUAUCCUCACAUACAAAAUACUGAACUAUCCUGUUAACGUAUUAGAGGUAUUUUAAGGCCAAGUUCAUCAGCACAUGGAGCUCAGCUUAGCUUCAAAGCCAGACUUUCAGUCGUACACAUACUGGAACUCACAAACAAACACAAAACCUCAAGAGAGCUCACGAGGCUUCAGUCACUGUGGGAGUACAUGUAAGACCGUGAGGGGGAAGUGUAUUCAACUGUGUGUGUGAAUGCAAGCAGGAAAUGUGGGUGAUGUAACUCUCCAAGGUGUAUGGGUCACAAUGGUGACCUAGAGGUGCAGUCACACACACACACGCACUCACACACACACACACACAGCCUUAUGUUUUAGAGAGGAUAACAGCAAAGUGAGGCAGUAUUUAAAGGUGUAUGAGUGAUUUUAAUUCAUACUGUGUGGUCAACACCUGAAGUGUGUGUAUUUCUGGCAAUUAAGAUUAGAGUGCUCUGUAUUGUGAACAUGCCCAUGAAUGUACACUGUCCCAUCUAAAUAAACACUAAACUAAACUAAACUAAAAAAAUCUGCCAAAGACUGGGAAAUGUUUUUCUCCUGACACCAAAUAAUAAUUAUCAGAGCAGCUACAAAAGAAAAUAUAAUCCAUAUAAUCAAGUCAUUGUGGUGAACAAGCUCUCAUCAGCAGUGUGUGUGGGUUCAGACAGCUCCACUGCCUUAUAUGGAGGUCCCCUGUUAGACAGGUAGAUCUCACUCAAGGACCCAGGUCCCCUCUUGGCAAUUAAAAAAAAAAUGAAAGUCACAUUUCAAGUAACAUUAUGUUAAAAAAAAAACUUUAAAAACUCUAUUCUAUUGUACUUUGUUGUAUUAAAAUGACCAGAAAUAGAGGUACACUCUUGGUCAGUCUGGGGCUGGGCUGAUAGUCCACUGUUGGUCAGGUAAGCUUGUGUGUGUGUGUGUGUGUGUGUGUGUGUGUGUGUGUGUGUGUGUGUGUGUGUGUGUGUGUGUGUGUGUGUGUGUGUGUUAGCUAUUUAAAAGCUGUCAUCGCAGUUCAAUUAGCUCUCAUGUGACAGUUGCUGAACUCCCCUGAAAUGUUCACAUUGAUUUCCUCAGACCAUAAACCGUCUGCUUUUGAUGGUGGAGGACACACUUCAUGCUCUGACAUGACAGAGGAGAUGUGAAAUACUUCACUCUGCUUUCAGCUUGACUGAAUUUUACUGCUAUUAAAUAUUCUUAAGUGCUCCCUCGUGGUGUUUCUGGUUGUUUCUCUCUGUGUAUGCGUUUCUGAGCAUUAACUAUAAGUGCGAUGAGUGAAUAUGUUGUGUUCAGGGACUGCCUCAACUCCCUUUUCUCAUCUUUUGAGCAGGAGAACGGGAAUUAGUUGAAUGCUAAGCUGGUUCAUAUGCCUUGUGUAAAGCUAGGAGUUCUGCGUUCAUGCAGCAUCUUUGUUUGGUUGUUCAUACGUGAUGCUUUAUGCAGUAUGCAGUACUUAAAGGGGCUGUUACACUGCAGAGCCCGAGAGCCCUCCUGAGGGGGAAAAUCCAGUGUGCACAUAGUAGUUUGAGUCUAUCAUAAAUCAAAGAACUGCUGGCUUUACUGCAGCACAAUGCAUCCACACAAUACAGAGAUACUGUCUGACAUUAAGUAGGUGGGAGAGUGUGAAGAGGAAUGAUGCCAAGAACUUGUCCGAAAGUUUGUCAUUCAGAAGAGUUUUUGUGAUUAAUUUUCUGUGGAUUUUAAGUUGUAGGGGGAGAAAGGAGGUUCAUCCAAAAAAGCUCUUUUAAAUAUGCUAAAUUUGUAGAAUUUCUUUACCCAAAUUGCUUUUGCACUCUACCCUGAUGGUGUAAAGUCUUCCCUGUCAGACAAGGAAAGCAGUGAGAUGGGGGAUGAGUCCUGAGGUGCAGGAUGUGACAUCAAAAGCAGGCCAGGCAAACCUGCAUUUACUGCGCUGGUUCCCAACCUGGUAUCACAAGAGAGGCGCCAUAGUUCUCGAAAGGAAACACAAGGCUUGGUCUGCUCUGUCAAAAGUUUGCACCUAUUGACUAAAAAUCAUUGAAGCACAUCUGCUGGAUAGUUUGGAUGAUUCUGCCUUUGGACAAACUAUGAAAAGUACACUUUUUCUCAAUUCCCUUUAAGAUGCUCUCAUACAUCCAGUUACAUGGCACCCCUGGUUUGCGAUGGUCACCUGAUACUCAUGGUUUUAUCCCUGUUAACUCAUCUGCAGUGGAUCUUCCGAUUUUGAGAAAAUUUUUACCACUUUUUUUUUUUUCGUUUGCAUUUUCAGAUCAACCUAAAAAAGUUUUGAGUUAAGUAAGUACUUGAAAUUACCUUAGGGGCUUUCUCACACUUCUUUGUGGUUAAGUGUAAGGGGCUAAGAUGUCUUUUUCAAGGAAAGUAGCCUUAUGGUGAGUGUAUUAUGGAAAAUGCAUCUCUUGCAGGUGCAGCUGAAAUGACAAAGUGAAGAUGAAUUGAACAAGUUAAUUGCAUGCUUCCCAUGGGCUCUUUAUCAGUUGUGAACAGUCCUCUGCAGUGUGUUUGCCGCACUGAGGAGCAUUGUGCAACAUUAAUUAUGUCUAAUGCCCAUUCCUGGCCAAUUAGUAUGUGAACUAGCCAGUUGAUUUCAAGCCGUACUAAAGCCAAAUGGGUCAUCCUUAAUAAAGGAGAGGUCUACUUACUGCAUUUAGAGGGAGCAAAGCUGUAAAUGAUAUUUUAUGCUCAGUAUCACUGAAGGAUAAAAGCUUGUGGAAACCCAAAAUAGCUUUUUAGCAACAUAAUAGAGGAUGUUGCAUAAUAGAUGGUAAGCACAGAAAGCAUCAACAUAACUCUAAAAGCUAAAUUAAAAGAUACUGAUUUAAGAUUGUGAAGGGAUAUUGAUUACUGAAAUUUCAUGAUACAUUAUUGGAAAGUAUACAUUGGAGCUAUUCACAAGGUUACUUCACGUUGUCCAUCAUUAUGAAUAACUGCUGGCUUUUAAAAGCUGCCGGUGUUGAGUGUUGAUCAGUGUGCCUGUCAUAAGCUGCAGGAGUUCAAUGCGAGUGACAAUGGUCUGUUCUUCUGAAGCCUGUGUUGCUGGAAACACUAAAGAUACAAGUGAAGUCGGCCCUGCUAAUGUUGCACAACCAUUAUCAAGCGUUGCAUUCAUUACUUUGAUACAAAGGAGCUCUUCUCAGUCAAUGCUGCAAGCAAAUUUCCAAAGACUAAUGUUUAUUUCGAAAGCUUUCUUGAGUUCAAGCAAGAGGGGAGAGCUGUUGUUAUAUUGUUCAUUAAAAAAACAAGGAUUUUCAGUCUAGUUGCUGGUUGUUCAGAUAAAAUCUCCUGCUCUUUGUACUCACAGAAACAUUGGUCUUGUCAAGUGUUAAGUGUUGUUAAUGAUAGUCUUCUUUGCCAUUGCAACUUAAACCACAAGAAACACUUUUGUAAGCACAUAAUUGAAAUGUUACUGAAUGAUAAUUGAAUGGUUUACUUUCGGUUAAUGGUUAGCCUACAUCAAUUCAUUCAGGGCAGCCAGCAGGAGCGUUUGGCUGCAGCCACAAUGUCUUUAUAUGUUCUGCUGCAUCAGAGACUGUGUCUCUAUCUGAAGCUGAAGCAUGACUGUGUUGUUGCUGUCCUGUAGACAUCCAGCAGCAGUAAGGAUUUCUAUAGUGCUGAGUUGAAGAGCUCUAUAUUACAGCUGAGGCCAUAGGAAAUAGUUUUGUACCUUGCAGGAUCCCUGACUCAGCUGUUAGCAGGAAACAAUACUGGGUGUACUAAGUGUAAGCUAAAAUGAUGCAUACAUAUACAUCUUAAUAGCAUACGCAACAUACUCCAUGCUUUUAGAGAAAGUUGUAGUUUAGUAAAUCCUCAGCUUUCUGCAUUUUUUCUGUUUUACCGCACACAGAGGGAUCUGUAAAGAGCAGUGUGUGCAGGUCAGUUGAAAGCUCAUUCAUAGACGAGCAGAUGACUCAGAUUGCUGCUGACGCAGGGAGCAGUUUGGAGUUUGGUGGUUGCAUUUCAAUGUUGGACGUCAUAGAGCUGAAAAUUUGGCUGCAGAGGACAAAAUUAACAUUUUCAAGACUGUGGGUUGUAAAAAAAUGAGGCUUAAUUUACCCUAAUUAGAUGUGUCACUCUCCAUAAAUCAGCAUUACAAGUUAGAUGACUCUUUUUAUUAUGAUAAUGGGGGAAACUUUCCAAAAAACUCUUUCAGCCUUAUGUAAAAUGAAAAUAAUCACAAUUGCCAGGUUUCCUAAUAGAUGUAUCAGCCCACCUCAUAUUGCUUUUUGUUAAAAACCAAGAUGGCUCCUUUUGCCGGGGUGUUCAUGUGCAGAUGCAUCUGCUGUUUCCUGAAUGUGUUAUAGUGGGUGAUGGAGAAACAAAGGCGUUCCUACUGUCCUGCAGACCCAUCUGUCUUUCAUGACAGCAGUUUAUUAAAGGAAGUAUGAAGAGUUUCCAUGUUUCCAUAACUAGUGUUGGGCGGUAUGAACAAAAUCUUAUAUUACAGUAUGAGUGAUUUUAUAUCAUGGCCUCAAAAAUAACCACACUGUUGCAUUUGUUCAUUUUCCUUUUGUUUUUAAACCCUGAAUUGUAUACAAAUGUAAACGAAAUGUCAGAUCAGUCUGGUGAUUUUUUUUUUUGUCAUAUGACGUACCUUUGGUGAAAGACUCUGCCAAGCUCUUUUGUAUGAGAGGAGCUGCUGCUGCUAUUGUUUUUGGUUUUCUCCGGCCCUUUUUCGGAACGAGUUCCUCCAUCUCUUCCUCGUGUUGCGUUGGUCAGGCUGCCUCAGUUUGCUCAGUACUGCCACUAAUCUCUGCGUCCGCCAUGACCACCACCAGUGACGCUGUUUCUUCUUCGUCAUAACUAUGCCAAGCAGUCUGUUGGACAUGCUGAUGAUUAUAGGGAGCGCACCCAAACCUGACCAAUCAAAUGGAAUGAACAAACUCCACACGACACGCUGGUGAAUAUACGGAAACGCACCCAAACAGAUGCGCCUUGGCUUUCUUGUUAGCGAGUGCAGACAACUACACACUUACUAAGAGAGAUUCAGCAGACAUCUGUACUCUCCUUGGUAUAAAUGGUAUCGCAAAAUUUCUACUGGUAGACACUUUUAUACCGUCACACAGUACAUACCGUCAUACCGCCCAACACUACUUUGAACCAAAUCAGUGGGUUUUUUUUUCCCGAAGAAACCCCCACCAGAACCACUGUGGUAAAGAUGUGUUUUCUCUCAAUCUACCAUGCAGCUCAUGAAAAAUUAUUAUUAUAAGAGUUACACUAUUUCAAACCCAGUUGAAGACCUAUCACUGCUCCUUUAAAGUAUAAAAAAGGCAUUAAAACAUCCAUUGAACGAUCUACUUAUGCAUGCUGGAUCAGUUCCUUUGCUCUGUGCGCUCGUCUUCGCAGCCUGCAGUUCUCCAUCGCUCUGCUCAGGUCCCAGCCUCCUCCUCUCCUCUCUUGGCCUCAUCUAUCUCCUCUAACUUUCAUUCAUUCUACUUUCAUUUCCUUCCUGCUUACGUCUCCUGCCUCCGGACUGGAGCAGCAGCAGCAUGUAAUACCGUUCCUCCACAGCCCUGCUGCCCUCCUGUUGCUGCCCCGCACAGAGCCGGUGUAAAUCUUCAUUAAGCAGCUUCCAUCAAAGGCCGGCGCUUUUACAAAUUGAGGUCAUUAACUUCCGUGGUCAUCCUGCACCGCGGCUUUUGUGCACUAAAUAAUUGAUUUUCUCCUUUUAUAGCUCGGGUAAUAUCAAUAUGUGCUGCUUCAAAAACUAAUGUGACCCUUAGGCUGACCACCUGGUUUGACUCGACCUUAGAUGACGUUCAUCCUUUCAUAAGCUUCCUGAUCUUUAUCACACAGGUUUUUAGAUGGUAGAUGAUAGAAAAAAUAACCCAGCAGAGAGAUGUUUCAGUGCUUUUGAUAGUGGGUGUUCCUGAAGAGAAGAUUUAAGGCUUACUUGUUCUCUGAAACUCAAAGCAAAGUAUGCCAACAAUCCUUAUCCCAGUUGGUCACCUACUGAGAUAUUUCAUGUCUCCCAUUUAGCGGGUAACACAAAUAAAACAGGCUGUUUCUUUUUAGGGUCUCUUUAAAGGUCAGCUUCUAUUUUUUCUAACUGUUUCACAGUUCACAGGACUGCAACCACAGCGUGGUCCCACAUUGUUUGACCCAUCAGUCUCCCAUUAACAAGAACAGACUUUCAGGGUUGGGUCACACAAUUAAUUUUGAGGCUCAAGGAUUUCAAUCUGAGACUAAGGGACUCGUUGGUUGCUAAAUCCUAGCUUGUGAGUCCUUGUGCUCCAACUUUUUUGACCACACAGACUGGACAGUAGCUGUCAGUGUAAAUGGAGGGCUUAGGGGGUCAGCAUACACCUUGUAGCAAUCCUCAACAAAUACCAUGCUAAGAUAUUUAAGGCACAGCAAAAGCAUGACUCAACUUAGAUGACAGGAGAAAACCCAGAAAAUUAAAACUUAACUCACUCUCAGUGUGAGAUUUUCACCUUUUUUCCACUGGAGCUGAGGUAAUCCUCAUGCGUACAUUAUGUGUGAAUGUCAGGUGGAGUGAUGAAAGUGUGUUCAUGACACAGUCGUCAUAUUUCCAGCUGAAUUUAGUUUUUUCUUCUUAGACUGAUAUCCUCACUGUUACCACUACAAACUUUAUAGAGAGGAAAUGCUGGGAGUAGAGAGUAGGAGGAGACAUGCAGCAAAGGGCUGUGACCGGGAAUCAAACCAGCAACCCCUGUGGUGAAGUCUGCAAUCUCUGUAAAUGGGCUAGGCUACUGACGCCCCUUAUUUUCACAUUUCAAAAUUUUAUUUACGAAUUCAAGUGAAAGGAAAUUGAACAGAUUUAACUUGAUACCUUGUGAUAGGUAAUAAAAGGUUGACUUCGUUUUUACAGCCCAGUUUGAAACAACCUGAGGCCCGUCGAGGUCCAAGGCAUGGUAGUGGGGGUUUCCUGGAGUAUGUGAGUUCUUUGUUACUUUGACUGCUGCUGUUGGAAGAAAAAGCACUCUUUUCUUUUUAGAGUUUUUUUUUUAGAUGGUUAAUACUAUUAAAUCGAAAGCAAUCCUUAUACUACAUAUGUCAAAAAAGGGGUUCAUAAUCACAGACAGCAGAGUGAAAGGAGAACCCCCUCCAAAGCCUUUCCUGUGUCUGCUCUAUAUAACACAUUUUUUUCCCUCGAUUGAACCAAUUUUAGAGAAAAUCAGUGCAUUUUCUUUAUGUUUAUUUGGGCCACUAAAGCUACAGUGGGCAAGUUUAUCUUAAUUGAAAUUUGGUCAAAGUUGAUCAUUGUAGUUCACUUUCACUAUUAACUUCACUAAUCAUUUUUUUACAUAAGUGAAUCAGUCUGAUUCUUUCCUGGUAGUGCCUGCCCCCUUUGGUCCAGUCUGAAUCAAUCAGGACUUGCUUGCAUCGCAGGUGACAGUGACUCUGCACAAACCAGUAUCAUCAAGCAUGACCUGUGUUGGCGUCAUUCUCUCUCUCUAGUCUGCUCCCUGUCCUCUCAGUGGCCAAACAAGUUGCGACUUGGUGCUUUUUUAUUUAUGUACAUUAAUCAACGAUCAGAUUUUCUGUCCUCUGAUUCUGAAGAGACUACAGUGCCUAACUUAACAAAUAGUUUGCGUGGCGUAUGUGUGCAUGCAUGUAUGUACUGAUUGGUGGGAGGAGCUAAGCAGAGAAAGGUCAUAGAUGGAGAGGUGGAAGGUGUUUCUGUUCUAGCCGCCACUUUAAUUGUUGAUUACCAUGGCAACAUGAGAAGACGAACAUGAGAAGACAUUCAGGACAGCUUUACUAAGGUACUGAGUAUUCUCCAAAGGCCUCUGCGCUGUGAUAUGACUUCCUCCACACAGCAGUCUGCUGUUUCUGGUCAACAUUUUCAGAUUCUGCUGUGCCUGCUGUGUUUUUGUGCCUAUUGGGAGCCAUAAGAUCAGAGCAGAGUCAGAAAUACUGUCAUCAGCAAGUGUAGGGCGCAGAUCUCCAGAGCUGUACUGAACUGUGGCGAGCUGUUUGGUGAGUAUGGAGGCAGAAAAGAGGAUAGGUAAUUGGGUUAAAAGUGGGGUUGGUAAUCACGGCAAACUAGCUUGAAUUUGAAUAUAGCAUCUCCUUAGGACUUCCUCUAGUCCCUCCCUCCUCCCCUUGGAGCUCCUCCAAAACAACGCCCCGGCUCACACCCAUGAGCGCUGCUGUCUGCUCAUUCAAAACCACAGACUCAAAACUUUGGGACUUUAGAUUGGGAAGUCUUUGCACAGCAGGGACAAAGAAGGUAACGUUAGCAUCGGGAUGACCACAUGACUAGCAACAUGGCUAAAUACUUGAUCGAGAUUAAAAAUCGCCUUGAAACAAACCCUCAACAUACCUUUCCAACAGAAAAUGAGUGACCAUGGCAUCCCUUGACCUCUUUCAGUCUCCACUGCUUAAAAACUGUCCCGAUGUUGACUUUUGUUUUUGCCCUUGCUUUCUCCAAACUGUGUUUUGCGUCGGCCUUCUCUGCCUCCGUCUUUCUUUUCUUGCUCUUUUUUGCAGGAGGAGCGGUCACCAUUAAUCUUUGUAUAGGUAGUUUCUCUGCCAUUCUCUCGCGUAGGUGUAACCCUCUCAGCUCGGCUAUGCCCAUUGAAUCAGGGCCAGUGCACAUCUGCAACAUGUAGGCGCAGGAGGCGAGCAUGGGAUUUGAUUGGUUUAAAAAUGUGGGACCCACACGAUGUGAUUGGUUGGUGUUUUCCCAAUUUUACUCCUGCUGUAGAUAGCGGCUAUGUUUUGCACUUUUUUUUAGAACACAUCAUGUAUUGAUUGCCAUCAGAACAUAAAGAUCAUUUUAACCAGAUUACCAACCCUACCUUUGACUCAGUUUUGUUUAACCAGAUAUUUAGAAAGUCAGCAUAUCUAACCAGAAGAAAAGUCUCAUUAAGAUGUAGGAAAAUAAAUGAUUUUAUUGGGUUAUUGUGACUGUUCACUGAACGUAGGACAAAAAAAAAAUGAGCCCACAGAAACACAAUACGAUUUGAACAGUAUGCUGAAGAUUUUUUUCUCUUCAAGUGGAAAGUUUUAUGAAUUUUUCAUAAAAAAGUUUUUGGUUGUAUGGGCACAAAAUAAGCUUGAAAACACCACUUUUCAUUUUGUGACAGCUCUUCCAGGACAAGAAUCAGCUUCAGUUUCAUUAAUUUUGCUCCAUCACACAUUGAUUUGAGAAACAGCAUCUCUUUGUGGCGACGCCGUUCUCCUGAGCCCAGCUGGGAUUGUUGCCAACCCUGAGUGGAUAUGUGCUGAAUCAGAUUGGAAGAAUUAGCGUGCAAAACUCAUUAGGCUCCUUACACAGCCAGAACCCGAAGCAGGCUCCAGCAUAAAUGACUGUUGAUUCGUCUUUGUUCGUCACAGAGGACAAGAAACACAAGAUUCUCCUCACUUCAUUUGGAGCCCAACAUCUCUCUUGAUUGAAGCAUGCAGGCCAGAGCUCAUGACACACACACCCAUGUGGGAUGCUCUCUAAAACACACUGAGAUUAUUUCACAUUUCACAAGAACACAAGCUUAUUUAAAAACCAACACACACGUAUGACACACAGACAAUCUAAUAGACAGUGACAGUACCGUACACUCUCACAUAAGCACACGGUGGCACGCAGAGCCAUUAGAGUAUUUACACACUAUCCUGACACACUCACGUAUCCCUCAGGGAGAAGGGAGGGUGGGUACCAUACCACAGCCAGGGUGCUCAUUAGAUGGGUGAAGAUGUAAUAGGUUGUGACUCCCUCUGACUGCUCCUCCCAUGCCACGAGAGUGAGGGGGUGACUCAAGAGUGUCUGCAGCUCUUUGCAGUAUCAUCACCUCUCAGUCGCUGCUGAGAGACUGGAGAAAGAGAGCAGCUCCAUGAAGAAAAGUGAACAUGCAAUUUCAGCAAACUCAAAUACGAGCUGAUGUGAUUGGUUUGUGUAUGAAAUUUAGAGCAAAAUUGAUGUACUUUUUUGGGCUUUAAAUUACCGACAUUCAUGCACUUAGAAAGCAGCUUAAAAGGACGAGUUACCUCACAUCCUUUGCUUUAGGUUGCAGUCUGAAAACUGCAGUGUGUUGUUAGUCUGUCACACUGGGGCAUGCAGCCCUUGUUGUUGAAGUCAGACAGGGAUGUUGCAGUACUACCAUUUUUGUGGUACCACAGGAAUGAAAUUGUCUUAAUAGUGUUGUGGAUGAUGGUAUGAAAAGAUGAGUCCUCUGGGCUUAAAGUGUAGCUUUGUUUGUGAGACAUACAGUGGGGGACCUCUGGUUCUGUCAUUGCAACAAGCUCAGGAGUGGGCUGAUCAUUGGCCUUGGCCAGUCACUAGGGCUGAUAUUUGGCAUUUAGCCUAUAAUCCAUAUCCAUAUUUUACUUUACAGAUUGUCAAUAAAAGUUGGUGAUGUAAAAGUGUGCUACUUUGGCUCCACUCUGGUUGUUUACUCUCUUCGGUGUCUGUUGUCUCACACAAGUUUGUGUCCACAUAACUGUACUGUGAGUGUGGCUAGUUAACUAAAAAUGAUGUAAAUGACGUUUGUAUCUUUCCGUUUUAAUAAAAUGCCAGUUUAGGGUAUUAAGGCAAAUUUUUGUAGUUUGUAAUAUUCAUCAUUCUUACUUUGGACAGAAAUCUUCAGUUCCAAAAACUGAUUAUCAGUCUCUUGAGCCACUAAGUGGAAUCAGAACAGGUCCUAAAAAAACAGUAUCAGUCAACUCCGUCUGUUGUUGACUCAGCACUGAUACUGCCAGACUGCAGUGACCUAUGUAUCAGGGUGUAUGAACUUUGUGAGAAGCCACCUGGCGAAGCGUCAUCCUGAAUAAUUUUGACUUCCCAUUUCUAAUGCCACCCCUUCAGUACCACUGGCUGGUAUCACAGAGACUAUUUGAAACAGUCUAGAUAUACAAAGUAAUAAACGGUUUAGCAGUUUUGUUCCUCAGCCAUACUUUCACACUGUUCACUGACACUUUUACACCUUUAUGAUGAAGUCAGAUGAAGCCCAUACUCUCUGUCAAAUACCCUUGAAUUUAUAGUGGUUGGAAAAUGCUUUUAGAUUUAUUUUGUACUAUACAAGAUGCAAACGGAGGUUAUGUGUAAAAUAGGGCUGUCACAAUAUCAGAUUUUCACCUCAUGCUUAUUAUGGCCAUAAACUGUUGAGAUAAUAUUAUGGCAGUCAGUUAAACAAAGAGUGGAGCAACAUAUUACUCGAUUAACUUGACUUACUGACAUGUGAUUGUAAUAAUGAUCAAAUUAAUGAUUUAUCCUUGUGAUCGACUGACACAUCUUUGUUAAAGACGUUGCCUCAUGCAUGAUUGUUUGUCAUGCUUUUAUUUUGAAACUUUUUCUUGCACCGUAGUUGCUUUAUUUUCUUCAUGGUUGAACUAUACUUUUAUUUUGAAUUACUUCUGAUAGAUUGUGAAGUUAUGGAUCUGAAUGGAAACUAUUACAAGACUGAUCAAAAGCAUAAAUGUAAAAUUGAUGAGGCACUGGCUUUAACACUGUUUUUGGAUUCAUCAAAAAUCUUGCAGUGUUGGUUUUUAAAGUGCCUGAUCAUCUCUCAAAGGGCUGCUGCUUAUUUUUUUUUCUGUCCUUUAAGUAAAAACAUGUGAACCGCCACUGUAGAGUUACUGUAUACCUGUUUUUUCUUCAUCUGUAUGAUCUAGACCCUCAGAGCACCAUCCUAACUGUGUGUUCAGAGCCAAAAUGGUUUCAGCGAAGGCAAAGGAGAUCUGUAUUCUGUUGGUCCCGCUCUUUAACCCCUUAGUCAGCCUGUCUGUCAGCUAGCUGUGAUGUGUUAAUGGACAGAAUCAUUCUGCAGUCAUGGUCUCCAAUUAGAGCUGAAGGUUUGACACACAUCGUGCCCUCGCGCCAGGUCAGGUUUGGUGGUUUGUGUUUUAAAGCUGCCUCUCUCACUCAUGCACACACACACACACACACACACACACACACACACACACACACACACACACACACACACACUCUCAUUCACACACAGAGAGCUAAAGGGCUCCAUGUAACAAGCUUGCACUGUUCAGAUAAGCCCAUUUAGCUCACGCUGGUAUAAUUGAAUUUGUCUGCUCCAGACUGAAAUGAGUGUGAUUUGCGAGGUGUGUGUGUGUUUGUGUGGAUGUGUGUCUGUGUUGGUGCAAAACAUGAACCUUGGCUGCUUUGGUGUCAAACUGGGAUGUAAUUUGUGCCCUCCAGAGAUCCUGACUGUAGGAAGGAGGGCCGCAGUGAGCCUCUGUGAUCCUCCAUCCUCAUACUGACAUUUUCCAUCCUCGUCUCUGUCAUCCCUCCUCCUCCUGUCAUUUCAUUCUGUCAGAUCCAUCAACUCCUUUUUCCCUCUUAGCCCUCCUUAUAAAGCGGCUGUAUGUCAUCUCUUUGGUUAGUUUCUUUCCAAGGAAGUGUUUUUGUGAGCUGUUGUAAAUUGUGUAAAUGAAGUAAAAGAACUGUAUAAUAGUAUCAGAUUUGGUUCAUUCUUGUAAUAUGAGUGUAUGGGGUUCCAUAUUCCUCCCAUGUGUACUGAAUAAAACAUAAUCACCAUGGGUAUGUAAAACAUAGUCUAAGAUGAUGUCUUAAUUGUUAUUUAAUGAUAAGCAAAGUAACAAUAAUAAGAUAGUCUCUCAUUUUGAAAAGAAAAUAAACCAAACAAUCCUUUAGAGUCCAGCAUUCACAUAAAAGGAUGAUACCUGUUUGCAUGGAUAUCUUCAGUGUUAGUCGCAUUUAAGGGUUAAAUUUGGAUGAGUUAUGUCUCCUUCACUCUCUGCCAACAAUGUUCAAGCAGCCAAAACUUUGAGGGCUCUAUUUUGGUGCUUCGCCGGAGACGUGCCGCAAGCGCAGAGUCAAUCAGAUCCGCCGCGCUGACAAGGCGCUCCCAAGAACAUUUUGGUAUUUUGGUGAGCCGCGCAGCCCGGCGUAAGUAUCCCCCCUCCCUAACUCAGCUCCUCCCGGCAGCAUAAAUCAUAGACGGGGAGGAGAGGGGGUUUAACACAGCCGAGACCUGUUUUCACCAAUCACAUUAGCUCCUCUCCUCGCCUUUAAAUCCGCCACAGGCGAGGCGUAUUACUAUUUUCAUGAAGUAGUCAAAGAGAUCAAGAGAUGUCUGAAGACAGUUAUGCCACACGAUGGCGACAGAGGGCAGCUGCUCAACAAGUGUCCUCCACACUCUCUCAUCUGAGCACAGAUGGAUUUGGUGUGCGUAAUGUUGGACCCACUGGUAAGACAAACACCCUUUUCCACAAAUAAAGACACUCACAUAAAGUUGCAUAUAUUCAAACCUCACGUGACAAAGGUGGGUUGAGCGCACAGAUCACAACAUAAACUCCAAAAAGGCAUUAAAAUCGGAACCAUCUGUGCGUAAAUGACGCAUCGCGCUCCGUGGCCUGGCUCUUUCUUUCAUAGAUGUUGGCAUAUAAAAUAAAUUUGGCUCACAAAACUGAAUAUUAUAAUAUCCGUAUGUCGGCUUAAAGUAGAUAACGCAUCUGAGCACUGAAACAAAUCAUCUGUUCAGCCGCAGCAGCAGCAGGAAGACGGACAGAGGACACGGAGACGUGUCCAGGUCGAGCUGUGCGAGAAAUAAGAGGAAGAAAGAAAAGGAGGGAGACACAUUACAUAUCUUGUUAACUUCAUCAUGUGCGUUUAUUUACUAGAUAUUUAAUUUAAUUUGAAGCAGUUUCAGCUGUAUUGAUUCGGUCAGGUUGUGUGUCCAAACGCGUGCCAAACGCGCUCAUCAGAUCAGAUAUAGAUCAGAAUAUAUCGAUAUAGGUCUAAAUGUAUGUGCUGACUCAGAUUAAUAGUUGUUGAUCAUUAUUUAUUGCACUGAAAUCUGCCUGACACUGUGGAAACCUGCCGGUGAGGCAUCAGUGACGAAUGCCGAUACGCCGCCGGUCUACCAAAAUACUACUGGACCAGCUGCGUUCCGCCUUGCGCUGAAAGCUGACCAGGUUUGAAUCGGCGAGCUUUCAGCGCACGUUACACGCCAGUGGCGAGCACGAAAAUGUCACUGCGCCAGCUGAUUCUGUCAACACCUCCCCCUGCCACGCCACCACGCCCAGCUUGGCGGAUCUCGGCUCGCCUCCGUGCGACUCAGUCCACGAAAAUACCAAACUCGCCUUACAACUGCGCGGGGCUCGCCGCCCUCCGCCGCCUCACCGGCGCGAACGAAAAUAGAGCCCUGAGACUCAAACUCACCGAAAUCUUCAGAUGGGCUUCAUGGUCCUCCCACAUCUCCGGUAGAUUGAAUGACUCAGAUGCAGAUCUGAAUUUGGCACCGUACCUGUUAAGAUAUUGUGUUUGCAGCAAGCACCACUGAGCUUUACAACCAAAAAUUCUCACAUUUAAUCUCUUGAUUUACCUUGGCUGAUGCUCUAAUGGUGUACCAAAUAAGAGUCAAGACAGCCAUGGUUGUGAUAUUGGAAAUGCAAAGUCCAACUCCCAGCAGACUAGAAACAGGAGAAGCGAUGGGGUUUAGGCUAGAGCUGAAAACUCAGACUCUUGUUGCUGGAUAUUACAGAAUAUUUCCACACACUAUAUCUUUAAACUGCACAUGUAAGAUGCGAAGAUCCUUUAUGAUCUAUCUAUCUAUCAUCUUAACUUAACUUAACUUAACUUAGCUUAACUUAACUUAGCUUAACUUAGCUUAACUUAACUUAACAUAACUUAGCUUAACUUAACUUAGCUUAACUUAACUUAACUUAACUUAGCUUAGCUUAGCUUAACUUUGCUUAACUUAGCUUAACUUAACAUAACUUUGCUUAACUUAACUUUGGGGGAGUAGUUCUAUUAACAUGUCUAACAAAAGCUGGCGCUGGGCUCUCUUUGGGUGUCCUUGGCAUUUGAAGCCAGCUUAGACUGGACACUCCAGAAACAUUGAGUUGUUUUGGACUGCUGCUCUGGCCUGACAGAAUGUUGUAUUUUGCACUGUCCCCUCUUUUUCUUGAAAUCCUUUUCCCGAUAGAGAAUUGACCAUGAAAACCUGAGCUAACCAUCCUAAAAGUUGUCAGGAAAAUCAACAGCGUUCACUCAUCUGAUGUUUUUAAAGAAAUUUUGUUAGAUUGGUCCGUCUCAGUGAGAUAAAAAAUGAACGUCAUAUUUCUACAGUCUGCUUGGACCCAUAUCUUCACAGCUUGCGGCUAUCCCCGUUAUUGUUUUUCUGCUCUUGUUUGGUUAGCUCACUUUCUUCAUUAUCCACAUUCCCCGUCCCGCUCAUCACUCCUCUCAUGUCCAUCCUUAGCUAACAAACCUCCCUCUGAUCUGCUCUCUUAUAUUGCCGUCAUUACCGUCUCCUGGAAACUGUAAUAAGUUAAAACAAGCAGCGUCCUGUCUUUCUGUGGACUUCUUUUUCUCAGGGUUGUACCUGCAGAAGCCCAGUUCUGGGAAGCUUUGAGGUAAUUCAUUUUCUUAUCUUUUCUGCCUCUGACUCUGAUCUUCUGUCUGUUGACCAGGACUUCAAAGCAGCGUAUCUGUGAGCAGGCAAAGUGAGGUCACCAAAUGACAGUGAUUUAGAGAGAAAUAUCUCUUAUUUUAUUGCAUCCCUUCCUAUCUAAAAUUACAGCAAACGGCUGAGAGGAUUUGUGGCUCUUACAUCACACCCAGGUGGUGUCGUUUGACAGCCGAUUUAGCAGAUGAGAAAGGCCUCUUUUGUCAUCAUUCAUCUGCUAAUGGACCCAGACUUGAACAGGCUUAAUCCUCCGUGAUGGCCUCUGAUUACCUCUGCUGCUGGGUGUAAAGUCCCGUCGAAAUGAGCUUUCUCUGUCCACACACACUUUACAUGGUUUCACUGAUGUAGCGCCACAUGAAUUUGAGUGGCACAAGACCUUUAGUGAACCCUCACGUUGUGCACAGUUGCAACUUCACCGGCCUUAAUUAAUUCUUGGUUGUGUGUAUGUGUGCAUUUGUAGCGUGCAGAAUUAGGGGUGUAUAGGGUGCAUGCAUUUGGAGUGCCUGUGUUUGUUUACAAAGGUCAGGUGUGGUGUUUACUGCAACAGAUGGCCUGCAUGCAUGACUUUUUUUCAGUGUGUGUGUGUGUGUGUGUGUGUGUGUGUGUGUGUGUCCUAGCUGAGACUGAAAACACAGCAGUUUUUGUCGGGCUGCUCUGAGCUCGUAUUACUGUGAAUAGGCAGAAAGUAUCGUCAUGGUGAACUGCAGAAACUCUCAGUCAAUCACAGAGUUUCACUUGAGGGGGCAUUUAGUAUAUUUCACUGAUGCUGCUAUUAAUAAACAUGAGCCACACUCUCUCCUGGAUACCUGCAGCUUUUGUGCUGUCACUUAGAUAUGCCUGAGCACAAACACGUUUCGAGAUUUGAGACUGUUUGAACUUCUUAAGAAGAUCUUUCCUCACUUUGCUAAUGUGUUUAAAAUCUCAGAAUGAGCAAUCGUGACUUUGAAAUUUCCUUUAUACAUUUGAACAUAUGAGCGGGGUGCAAACUGGGGAGGGAGGAAUGUCCUUCACUCUGCUUUAUUUAUUUAUUUAUUUUAAUCUCUCCCUCCAGUCAUUCAGUUUUUUAUCUCCAGUGGGGAUAUGUCUUAUCUCCUGCUUGUCAGUCUGCAUUAAAUGCGUCUCAUACACCCAACAGUAGAUGGUGCAAGUUGGACUACACCUGACAUUAACCACUGACUAAAUUUAUUUGACAAAGAUCUAGUGAUAGAACAGAGAAAGAUUGUUUAGCGAGUCAAGAAGCGGAAAAGUGUCCAAAGGGUGCCUCAAGUCUCAGUGCUCCUUUCCUAUUCUCUUUAUACACCAUCUCAGUGUAAUUAUCAGGUCGUUCAUGGUUUCUCAUAUCACUGCUAUGCAGAUGAUACUCAGCUCAUCCUGUCAUUCCUACCAAGUGACAACUGUCUCCUGCCAGAUCUUGUUAUGCCUCAGUGAUAUUUCUUAAUGAAUGAAUGAAGAAUGCAAACUCCAGCUCAAUCUGUCCAAAAUUAAGCUUCUUGUCAUUCUAGCCAGUCCCUCUAUACCACCACAGAAUAAGGUCCAGUUUGGGUCGAACAAACUCAUGACACCAACUAGGUAUGCCCAUAAUCUGGGUGUCAUGAAUCGUGAGACCAGCUUUCCUUUAGGUUUCAUGUGGCCGUAUUGGUAACUGGUGAUCAACUUGACUUCCUCUAUGAACUAUCAGCUAGUUUGCUGAAGUUUGCUGGCAGCUAUUAAAGUAUCAACAUGGUACUGCAAUAGAGUGUUUCUUUGAGUACUUUUAACAAAAAAAUCAACCAAAAUAUUUAAGAAUACGGGAAACGGCAACUAUCAUCCAGCAUGCUGGGCUCUGAUCGUGCAGCAGUCAGUUUACUCUGUAAUAUCAUGAGGGUCUGCAUUGAAGCGAUGUGAUUCGAGAUUUCAUUGGUCCCUAAAUUGUUCUAUAAUGAUAUGAUUCGAUAAUAUUAUUGACCUUUUUUGUCCUGAUGAGACUAUUGCACAUGCACACAAUGUAAAUGUGAUGGUAAAUGAUCUUUUAUGCAGCCUUUAUAUAGAGUAUGUGCAAGUACUAUGUGCUGUAGAUACAUUACUGCAGAUAAGUGUGUCAAUAAAAACAGAAGUAUUAAUAUAUGUUUGGGCAAAUUUGGCAAAAUAGGUGUUAUGAGAAGUCAACAAGACUCCCUCUGCAAGUUUUUACUGUCAGUUUAGAUGGGUUAGAAGGAAAACUGCACUAAGGGGGUAAAGGAAUGGCAGUUUUUUUCUCUUUUUUUCUUUCCAACAUGGGUGUUUCCACUGACAACCGUCUGCUCCCCCCUGCUGAUAGGUGUAAAAGUAUGCAAACAUGGCACCUGCACAGCAGUAGGUCCUGCUCAGACUGUUGUAAAGUAACAAAAUCCUGCUUCUGAUUAAGCCUCUGUGUCACCCAAAGUGUGUGAAGUACAACCCAAAACACAAGGUGCCCUCCACUGCUGAGCCACUUCUGCAGGGUUCACAAAACACACACUAGUGUUGCAGUAAGUGAGCUUCAGGGGUGUUCAGAGGUGGAGUUUUAAGAUAGCCACCUAAACAUGAAGCUAAGCUGAGUUAGCUCACAGUUUUAGCCAGCCUAAAACCUGCAGACACCAGAUAGGUAUCAACAAUCACUAAACAUUUUAUUUAAAGAUGAGUCACACUGUCAACCUUUUAUUUUAGUCUUUAAACAUGGAAAACAUGCUGUGAUGUUAAGUAACACAGAGCAGGUUAAUAGUCCAGGUGAUGCUAAAAAUGGAUGAAAUCUGACCAGACUUUAAAGCCUAAACCCUCCUCUCAAUCAAAUCAUCCUUCUUUCACACACUGUCAUCCCCCAGGUUAGCAACAUCUAUUCAAAAGACCUUUUCAACUGAAAUAACACCUUAAAUAUCUGUUAAUUCAUAAUAUGUUAUGACAUUUUUAACAGAAUAUUCAAGACAGGCAUUAUUGAUGAACUGCAGAAAAUGGAAAUGAGAAUAUCUUGUGGCACUUUGAGCAAAUUCACUGAACCCCAGAGUGCUGCAUUGUCCCCUUUGGGACCCAUUGCUCUACAUAAUCUACAGACCUCUCUGUGUACAGCUGGAAGCAUAUUGAGUUGACUUUUUUUUUUUUGGUGAAUAAAUAUGCAUUAAAAACUUCCUUCUGUAGAAACAUGCCAAGUGAUUAUAGUGAAGUAUUUCAAAUACAGUUAGGUUUCUUCUCGUAGUAUCUUAUUGGGGUCAGAUAAAUAAAAGAAAAAUAUAUUAGAAAUAAAGUUUUUCAGUCUAAAAGUCAUUUGUAAUAUACUGUAUGUAUCAUUUUGCUUGAAGUUAGGUGCUAAGUAGUUGCAUUCAGGGCUGAUAAUAUGUAACAAUAUCCAAAAACUCAACAUGCCACAGAGUUCACUAAAGGGUUGAAGCAAAACCUGGAGGAAGAAAAAACAGCUCAAACGUAGAGAAAAUGGUUAAUUUCAACACUUAGGAGCAUCAGCGCAUCUCUGUAGUGGAUGGUUUAACCUGCUGUCUUGACACUACGCUUGACUAUGCAUAUGAAACAAGAUUAAGAUAUUAGUUUAGUUUUGUCCCUUUAAGUUAUUCUUGUGAACAAACUAAAAUGUUUAUUGUGUCGGGACUCACUGUAAAAAUAUCACAAAUCUGAUCAGGACUAUUUAUAAACUUACUCUUGUAUUGGUCUGUGUGUCUGAGCUGUACUCUGUGCUGUGUCUCGGCCACUGGACAUGACAAUUUCCUUACAGAAAUGAAUAAAGUACCCAUCUAUCUAAGAUAUCUCUGAUGAAUGUGUGUACAAACUAUCCUCUAUGUAAUCCAUACUAUAUAGUAUAAAGAAGGAUUUAAAAAAUGAAGACAUGAUAACCAAUGUUUAGGACAAAGUGUGCCAAAUGUUGAAUUUCUUCAGCAGUUUUGUUAUAAAUGAAGCUUCAGUUUGAGUGGCAGUUCGACUCACAGCAUCACUCAUUAGAAAUGUCACCUUAGGGAGAGCAAGACUCGCCAAUCAGUUCAUCAACAUCUGACACAAACCAUCAAUUUAUUCAAAGCUGCUGUGUUGUCAGUGUGUCACAUUCUCAACUGCUGCUAAAACUGAUGAGGAAACAUCUCCACAUUAAACAUGUCAGAUUUGAAUAAAUGAAUAUUUACAGGAUGUAAAGGUUGUUUUUAAUAAGUUUUUCAAAGAUAUCUUAACUUACAUGUAAACACACAAAAAUGAAUGAAAAAUAAUUAACCCUUUAAAUUUCAACCAGCUGUCAAUCAUCACUGUGGAUAUUGGACACAUGCUGUGUCCUCUAAUUUUCAAAACCCUGGUUUUUAAAAGGAAACACAGAGACCUAAAGAUCCUGGUGUUAAUAAUACACACUUUAUUAACUUAAGUGACUUUCAUCAGAGUGACUUUAAUUUAGUUUUGUAAUUACUCAUUAAAUAUUGCUAUUCUACCCUAAAAGGGUUUAAGAGGCACUGGCAUUAGCAUUAGACAUAAACAAUAAUAUUACUGUAGGACAUGUUCAUUUGCAAACCAAAUUUGCUGCAUAAUUAUUUAAAAGGAUUAAUAAAGAAAGACAGCACCAUCAAAUAUUUAAAUGCAAAUGAAAAAUUAUAAAGCUUGUAUCCAAAACACAGCAAACACAGAGUCCCAAACAGGAGGAGUUUUUUGAUCGAUGUAUAAGGUUCAGUCAGAGUGCAGAACAUUGCAAGUACACCAAAGUAGCUGUUUUCUAGCUCUGUGAUGCAAAAUUAAAAGAAAGAUUUCAGGGAUGAAAAUAAGAAAUGAUCGAGGGGGAGAUGGGAGUAUCAAGUCCUCUGUCUGGAGAAGCCUGUUGCAGGUCUAGACCAGCCCAAACCAUCUUUCGAAAGAGGGAGUCUGCUUUUGUGGAAGUUCCUCCCGUCCACUGUAACUUUCUAAAUGUUGCUAAGUGUUACACUCGUGGUUGAAGAUGGGAUGGGAUUUAGUCUGAUUUUACAAGAUGUGGCUCAAUCUUAUCCCAUCUUUACUUUAUAUUCAUACUUUGAGUAGAAAUACACUCAAUUGGUGCCCCAGCCUGACACAGUAAAAGGUGAAAUGAAUAUAAUGGGUCUCCUUCUAGGGUUCAGAAGGUGAGAGGAGGGAUUAUCAAUUCUCUCCUGGCUUUCUGAGACAGCCAGAAAGGAGUAGAGGUCUUUUGAGUUCACAUGCGGCAUCAAUUUAGACCAACUGGAGAGUAUUCAGAGACUUGUAGAGGCAGGCUGGUAAUUGGGAAAUGCAGCGAAUCAGAAUCAGCUUUUUUGGCCAGGUUUGUGAACACAUACCAGGAAUUUAAAUGAGGUUUUAUAUUACUCACAAACAGGCACAGAAAUAGACAGGGGACAUAAGACGGAAAGGGAAUAUGAACGUAUGGAGUUAGUCCAUCUUAUUGAGACAGAGUGAGCUUGAUUUGACUAAUUUAUAUGCUAACCAAAAUCUGAGAGGCCCAGAUGGUUUGUUUGGGGAAAGUCAGAGAGAGUUUUAGAGUGAUUCAGAGAUUUCUAGACCUGACUUUAAAAGAUGAAAAUUAAAUACCUCUUCUGCCACCAUUUUAUUAGACGAAACAAAUACCAUAAAUAACAACAGAGAUACCAUAUGCUGUAUAUACCGAAGAUAUCUGAAUCAGUGAGCGCCAUCUUUUCUCCUCAUUAGUGUCUAUCCCUGCCACGACUUUGACAUGCUGUUUUUUUCCUCACCACAGACUUUCACAUCUGCCUUUGCUUGUUAGACAAGCUGUCUGUCGUGCUUUAUGCAUACCUUUUGAUUUGUUAAGAGUACAUGUCAUUUAAAUGGUCCUUAGAUUAUCUGAAAUACAGCUAUCAUUCCUUGCAGUCCGGAGAGGAGUUCUGACAAUAAAUACGAAUAAUAGCCAGGAUUCUGGUGUUGACCUUUCUCGCAUAAUUAGUUCCUGUCUCCACAGGGUUGGUUUUUAUCUCUAUGUUCAAGAACCGUGUACAAGGCGGAGAGGCAGGGCCACCAAGAACCAUGAGCAAAAUCCCUCAAUAAUCUAAUGAUCCUAAUUUCCCAGCAAAACGAGAUUCCUUUAAGAGUCUCUGAGGCACCAUGUCCCCCACCUAUUAAACUAAUAGCUUUAGAUCAUAUAAUUAUCAGAGAAAAUGACUUAGUUCUCGAGAAAAUAAUGACAGAGUAAAGAGAGUGCUUUCAAUUGUAAACAUGUCUGGACUUUGAGGUUUAAAAUGUCAUAAUGGAUUAACAGAGCCUAGCAUAAUUAAAUGGCUUUGGUAAUUUGAUGAAGAAUAUUAUUUCAUAAGAGUCUGAGACUUUUGGAUGGUUCUCGGGAAAUUUUAUUGGCAAUAGUAGAUCAAAAGAUUCUCAGUUUGGCUCAAUCAGAAAGAAAUUUCUGAUCAAGAGGGGUGGUUUAUGCUGAUUGUUAUUCCAAAACGCGUCCAUGCAAACAGUAUCCCGAUCGUGACUCUCUUACCUGACUCGAUCUUCUCUCUUUAACCUUUGGCUUAUUUACUGAGGCCAGUACAGGAGGUUUCAUUAUUAACACUCUGGCAUAAAACACAACUGCAGAUGGCGUACAUACAGCGUAAUGAUGUUGCAUCUGCACGCACAGCGCAACUUUUGACAGAACAGUAAAAUAAGUAAGCAAGGGCGCCAUCUAGUGACAACAUUAAACAGGGAGAAAACUCCUGAAUUGGUUAGAGUGAGCCACUACCAAGUUUGUUGGUUUGUUGACAGCACAGGCGUAAAUACAACUCUUCUUCUGCGGUUGUUUUAGUGAAAUAAGACAACUCUGUGCAUGUCCAAAUGCUUCUAAUCUGAAUAAUAAGCUUGGUGCAUUUAUACGUCCUUCUCGGUUUAUUUGAUUUUGCACCCACAUAAACAGUGGAUUCAGAUUAUCUGAUCCCUCAAAUUUUCUAUCGGAUCAAGAAAUUUUGCCCUUGUAAACGUGGGUAAUGAUGUGCAGAAAGGGAUGAAAUACUACUCUAAUAAUAAUAAUAAUUAUAAUAAUAAUAAUGCAUGAACUUUGGACCUUUAUGGUUAUUUGCUAGCCAUGCUGGGUUUGUGUAGACCAAUCAGUCCCUCAUUGAUGAGCAUAUUACUUAUAUUCCUAAUUUGCUUUUCUUCCUUUUCAUUUCAUGUGGCAAUAAUGUGUCUUAUGUCAACUGAGAAGCACUAAAUAGACAGUUGCUGUUGUGCACGUUAAGGAAUGUUAAGACUCUUGCAGCACAAUAAACCAAACAUGAGUCACAUUCAUUUAUGUCGAAGCAUGCAUUCAGAGAGGUCUCUUCACUCAUCCUUGCUGUUCAUAAUGACUGCUUAGGCCUUGACAGAAUAGAUUUUUCUCUUGAGUUUAUAAGGUAUAUCUCCUUUUCUUCCAGUGGACAUAUAAAGAAUGACAGAUACAUCAGUAAAAUAACAGAUAAUAACGAUUUCAUGGUUACAGUGCCAAUGAUAACUAUAAAAACAGCUGAAUAUUAGCUCUGAUAGCUGUUGUAAUGAUAGAGGAUUGGGGAUGAUGAAAGUGCAGCAGUUGAGGCACAUUUGCUUGAUAACAUCCAUGCUUUAAAUGAGGUUUGAAUGUAGCUGUGCAACAUGAACGCAGAAUUCAGACUCACUUAGCCUCCAGCACAUUAGAUGUGCUGUUAACAUGUGUGAGGGCAUGUAUUUGAAUCACACCAAUUAAAUUCAGAUGGUGGUAAAACAAGACUUUAAAUGUGAUAAUUAGAUACACUGGCAUGAGAAAUAAGUUGUGCAAAUGAUCUACAUGUAAACAGGGGAAGGGGUUCGAUGCUGAUCUAAUAUUCCCUCCAUCUUCAGCUCUCCUCUGCAGAUUAUUUAUUCCUAUGAACUCUCAGUUUGUUGAUUUGAGAGUUUUAUUUAAAGUGCGCUGCUGCAAUAAUGAAAUUUCCCCAUGGGCAUCAUUAAACUCACAUCUGAUCUCGUCUCAUCUCCUCCCUGUGUGUGCGUGUGUGCUCCCUCGUCCCGCUGGUGCGUGAGGACGAAGGUCCAGGAGGGCAGAACGAAGGGACAGUUCACUGGCUCCUGUCCCGGUUUGAAUCCCCCGCGGGGUGGAUUGGGACAGACGUUCAUGACCCUCAAGGCCAGCUAAGCCCCAACAAUCUGUUCCCCCAGCUAGAGACAACUGGUGUUUGUGUGUGUGUGUGUGUUUGAUAGAGAACCGGAAAUCAAAUUAAGAGUGAGUGUGUGUGUGUCAAUAUGGCACCAUGUGGGCAGAAGUCUGAGCGUCCUUCUUUUACACCAAUAGAGACGGAGUUUGUCAUCUCACUCCACUGCUGAGACUUUUGAAUGGGAUCAAACUGAAAGAGCCAGGACUGAGGGUCGACUAACAAUGUGUGUGACGCAUGUCGACAGGCUGACGCAGGCUGUGAGAGUCAGGGAGUGUUUGAAGAAAAGUGACUAUUUACCUUGGUGAUGUGUCAGAACAGCAGUGUGUUGAGCUGAAGGUCACUGCGUCCUUUCAGGAAGUUCUGAAAGUAACUCGUGGUGAAGCAUUCAAACCUACCACUCUGCUCUCACUUUUUUUUCCCCCUUCUCUUAUUAUUCUGUUACUUUUACUCCCAAUCUCCACCGACUUUUUUGUCUUUCUUUCUCCAGAGACUCACAUAUGGAUUCACACAUAAACUGAUGGAUGAGACGAAUCUUACGAAGAACAUUUAUGAUCAUUUCUUCAUGGGAAUGCAAUCAGACUGAGACACUAAGGCAGAAGAACUAUCACAUCUGCAGUGCAAAAUGAUUAAUAUGAUGAUUAUUACUUCAAGGAAAUGAUAAAGUUAUGAUCAUGAAUGUUCUUCCUUGAGCUGUGUCCCCCUGCUGCAGUCGAUGGACUCGCCCAAAGCUCUCCCGACAAACAAGCAGCUGCUAGAAGAGACUGGGUGAGAUGUAUUUAGUCUCUUUGCUAAAGACAUUAGCAAAGUUAAAAAGAUGUUUGGAAGCUAGUGCUAUGGCUAGGACCCUAUAUGUACUGUUGAUGAAGUUAGGUGCUGUUCUGAGCAUUAUUUGUGGCUAUAGAGUGGCUUUUUGGUUGAGCGCGGGGCUCUCUUUAUUGCUAUCCUGUGGUUAUUACUAAAGUUGGUAUAACUAGAAAAGCAAGCGGUCAGCAACAUUCAUCGGGGUGUCUGACUCUGUGUUACAGUGCGUUUGACCCUAACUCAAUUUUAUGCUGGAAUAUCACUUUAAGGUGUGGAGGUUUGUGUGAUAUCAGAACAAUUUGCAAUAACUUUCUUCAAUAUGUGAUUUUUUCAACAUGAUUAACAUGAAAUGCUGCAUAGGACUGCAAAACUCAGUUUAUGUUUUUGCUCUUGUGUAUGACAGUGUGGUAUGCUUUGUGAACUGAACCUUGGGCAAAAGCAGCUCGUGGAAGACACUCCUUGGUACAGUUUUGCCAAGUGAUUUAAUGGAAGUACUUUAUGUUUCAGCACACAAUACAGGGGGUCUACUGCUAGCUGUGAGUGUAGGGAGGGGGUGAAUAAGAGGGUCAAACAAUCACAGUACACAGACCCAGAAGACAACACUUCAAAUCCUUUGUUUGGACAAAUGUGAAGGAAAAAAGGGCUUAAGCAGCUAGUGUCACAUGAGAAAACAAUCAGCAGUCUGCAGUCUCUGCUGAAAACAAUUGAACUCUGACUGACACAGCAUGUUCCCUGUUGCAGACACAAAAUGUGCGUCCUCUUUUAGAGUAAAAGUUCAUUAUAUGCUGAUUGAAAAACUAUGUAACUUUAAAUGUGAGGUCCUUCAUUUUAGGCUUUAUUUCUCAGGACCAUUUCUCAUGAACCAUUAAGGGGGUGUCUGGGGUUCAGGGUUUCCAGUAAGAAAGUUUAGUUAGUUUAUCAGAAAAAAAUGUAGUUAACUUUUUUUCCAGCACCUGCAAUUACAGUGAUAUAUCGUAACAGGAGCAUACACCAUCAUUAACAUGUACAGCAGAUGUGCAGCUCUUUGAGGUGCUGUCUGUUUUUCACCAUCCCACCAGCUUCUGAUAAAGUAGUGGAGCUUAGCAGAUGGAAGUAAAUUUUGAGGUAGGAAGUAGAGAUGAACCAAUCCAUUUUUUUUCCGAUACAAUGCUGACAAAUAACAAAUUGCACAUUAGCAUGCAGCAAAAAGAAGUAAGACUUCCAUGUAAACAUUAAGUGCAAAAGGAUCUGCAUCAUUCAUUAGAUAGCUAAUUCAGUUAAUUGGUCAUUAUCAGAGCCAAUAUCCGAUCCAAAUGUCGGAUCGGUGCAUCCCUAGUAGGAACACUUAGACUGUUCACAACAAAUACUCACUUAAUGUCUUUAAUCCAAAUGGUAUACUUACUAGAAAAUAUACAGUUUUUUUCUUUAAUUGCAUGGCUUCACCACUGUUUAUCUGGCAUGUCUUAAGUGUCUGAGCAAUAUUUAUAUUGCUUUGAGCAAUAUUGCGCAAUAUUAAAGCUUCAUCUACUUAGAAAAUCACUGUAGUUGAAUACAAACGUGCAAAUAAAAAUAAUAAAAAAAAACAAAAAUUCACCUUGAAGUGGAAAAAAAUCUACUGCUUUUUGGAUUUAUUUGAUCCCUGGUAGUUAUAUGAAGUGAAAAAAAGCAUAAAAUGAAUUUAAUGAUAAAGUGCAUCAUUCCAUAGUGGUUUUUGUUUCACACCUUGUAUUGUUAAAAAAAAUUGUUAAAAACCAUUUUUUUUUCUUCAACUUUUCUCUGUUCUGAUCUUCCUGCUUAAUUAACAACCACCUCACAUAGAGAUGUAUGACAUUCAGUUAAAUAAUAGAUGACUCAAACCGACCUUGGAGUCACAGGUUCAAGUCUGAUAGAAUAUUAAUAAAGUGAAAAAUUAUACAAAUAUUGUUGGAAAGGAGGAUUGGAGGAGAAAACGUGUCAACUCUGAGGUUUUGGAACAAGUUUAAUUCAACACAUCAGGCCCCGCUCUGACUUUCUGCAGUAAGUUUUUAAAGAACUGUCAGAUAUAUUCUGAGGAAGGAAAGCAGAACUUUACCACCUGGACCACUUUCAUUUACAUGAAAAAUAACAGAGCUACCAGAAAGCACCCGACAUUUGUCAGAUACAUGGUCCAGCAUCUGCAGUCUUUGGGUCUGUAGAUACAUGUUACUCCUGAGCAUCUGUACCUGACUGUCUACUGAUGAACUAAAACCUACUCUACUGGUACUUGAAACAGAUGAACAGGUGAAAACCUGGGGAAUGUAAUGGGCUAUGAAAUGAACACAUCUGAAAAGUUAGUCUUGACUGGAAAUCAUUUACAAAUCUACUGGUUGGAUCCAUUCCCAGGGGCAUAUAGCACCUUCUGUGUCAAGACGAUUGAUCAAUGAUUGUCAGGGGGUUUCAAGGUUGAUCUUUUACAAAUACUGAAAGUAUGAACUUGGUCUCACAGCUUCUGAUUGUCUUUAAAUAAAAAAAAUGGAGACCCUUUCUUGUCUUACUAUUUUCCUCAUGCCUGAUGUUCAUAUUAUUUUAGACAUAUAACUGACAGAAAUUAGUCCUGGUCUAGAAAUCCUUAUAGUGAUUGUGUUUUUUCAAGUGGCAGGGCCUGUGGUGUUUACGUGCAUUUUAAAUCAGACAUAAAUCUACUGGAACAUGAUUUAAAUGUUUUUCCACUGACACUAAAGGGUUAAACUCACCUGCAUCUGCUCCCUGCGCCGCCUGCAGCCCUUCAGACGUGAGGGCCAAAUAGAGAGUGUGUGUCUGAGUGUGUGAGGGACAGGAAGAGACUGAGUGCAUCUGUAUAUAUAUGUGUGUGUGUGUGUGUGUGUGUGUGUGUGUGUGUGUGUGUGUGUGUGUGUACAGUGUAUUCUCCAGGGUUCAGACACUGCAUAGCGUCAGGAUAUUUUGGAGGCUGUCUGCGGAGCCCGGCUGAAGUGGCAGAGGAGCUGUGAAACAAGGAUGUGUGGGGGAGGGGUCUGCACACCUUUCACUUUCCUGCUCUCACUAUCAGUAAGCUUUGUGUUGUAGAUGCAGCAAUGCUACAUCGCUCAGCAGGGAUGAAUGAGCUGCGUUUCGGAAAAAAUGAAGAAAGUAUAACAAUAUCGUGGUAGUAUGCUGUUGUUCCUCAGAGGCAGAUGGAGCCGCUGGAAUUCAAGGAGAGCUUACAAGGCUUCCUCCAAUGGAAGCUAGUUUACAACAGUGAGGUCCAGGUCACUUAAAGUGCAGAGUAAGUUUUAUACUGUGUGCCCAGUCCUGAAAAUGUCUUUGCUGUUGCCAGGCAACUGUAAUAUCAGCUGUAAAACCUUCCAGGCCCAUACUUAGAGGUGUCUAUAAUGUAUAGGCUCCCACUGUCUUAAUAUUUUAAUCUACACUCUCACACCUUUAACCUACACUUAAAUAUCACACUUUCCAAUUUAAAACCAAAAGUUCACUGCCUACUCUAACAGAGAGAAGUUGUGGCUCAGCAGGUACUCCGUCUCGACUUUUUUACUUGAAAUUUUAAUUCUUGUUACUGCAGUCUGAAUGUCAAAGUAUCACGUGGUGAGACACUGGAACCUGGUAACUCACAAAGGUAUAGUUAUCCGUGUGUAUGAAUGUAUUUAUAGCUGACAACAGUGGACAUACAUGAACAAAAAAUAAGGAGAUAAAAUAACCAUGGUUUUCUUUUAUGGUUAAGACAAUAAGAUGGUUAAACUACAGCUUUAAUAAUAAAUUCAGUGACAACCCACACUUCAUUUAGAAGUGUAAAUGAUUUUAACUUGAUUAUUUUCUCUUUUACUAUUUUCCUCUUCCUCAUUACAUCCUUCUCUCUGUCACUGAUGUUUUUUUAUUUUUAAUGAUUUUCACAGCUCAUGUCAGUUACUAAGCUACAGCUACCAGAGAUGGCAUAAGUUCAAUACAAAUCCAAUUCUGAAGAAAAUCCUGAUGUUCUGUCAAACACUGAUUAAAAAACAGAAUAUUAAAAUUAACUGAACCCCAUACUGAAAUAAUGCAAAGCUAACAUAUCAAAUGUUGGAACUGAAAAUAUUGUUCCAUGAAAAAAAUGUUUGUUUUCAGGUUGAUGUCAGCAACAUAUUUCCAAAAAGUUGAAGCUAAGGCAGGUUUACUAUUGUGUUGCUUCACUUCUUUUAACAACACUUAAAAUGUUUGAGAACGGAGGAGAUCUGCCACUACAUUUUUAAAGAGAAGUUCUCCCAUUCAUGCCUGGUAUAGGAUUUAAGCUGCUCAACAACUCAGGAUCCUCUUCAACUGUGAUAAAGUUACAACCGCACGCGGGCUAGUUUAGCACCAGGACACUUCUACUACAGAGCUAUAAAGUUGCCUUCCGAGUUGUGCAAUUAACCCAUGCUGUGAUUUUAUGCAUCCCUAUACCAUGCUGGAUAUUGAUCGUAUGCUGAUAGCAUAUCAGGUAAUCUCUCUCAUCUUUAGAUCAAUAGAAAUUGUUUCCAUGAUUUCCAAGAAGAAUGUCGUAUUUUAAUUGGUCAGGCUAAAUGACAGUAUUGGAUGUAAAAGUUUAAGUGCUUUGACAACUUAAUAAGAGCUAUCUAACUUAAGUCCAUUUACUAUUUAUGUCAUACAAAAGAUUAUGAGACCCUUGCAGAAAAGGACGACAAGCACAGAGAUGUAUUUUUGUGAAGCAGUAAGUGUUUCAUUAUUCACACACUAUGAAAUCUGCUGAUUAUCUACAUCUGAUUAUUACUCAGGCUCUAUUUUGCCUAUAGUGCUGUGCAUGUAUGUAAAUGUAUGCAUGUGUUUAUGAAUAUCCUGCGGAAACACAGUGGCUUUGUCGCUAAUGGAAGAGGACACCACCUCAGGACGACUGAUUUCAUAUAGCAGGAGAGAGAGAGAGAGAGAUGCAGUUUUUGUGUGAACCCUCUGUAGCACUGAUGACACUGUAAUUUCCGACUCAGUUUAUGAGUUUGUGUUUGUGUGUAAAUCUGUGGUAUACAGUAGUUUUUUUCUGCUCCACUGCAACUCAUUUACCUCAGCAUAACUCCAUUUGCAACACUUACCACACAGAGUGAAAAGAGGGAAAAAGACUUUGUCAAGAGGAGUUUAUAUUCAGGAAGACAAAUAAAUAAGGAAGAAAGAGGAAUUGAUGAGUAGCAUCCUCUGUGGACUCAAGCACUGGCUAUGAUACAUUUCCUCAACCUCUAGCAUAAAAUAUACCAUAAUGCACGUCAGCAACUUUGUGUGAGGGUUGUGUGUCAGUGAUGCUUGGUUCGGAGCAAUUCAACCUUAGUCUUUGAUGCCAAACUGUGUCACAUAUUCCCAUGGCUAUGCUUUUUUAUGUGAGUCCAAAGAGGCUCUUAGUUCAUAAAGCUUUGAUUACUGUGUUUUGAUUCAGAAAUUACACAAUGGAUCUAUAACGCAACUGGCAUUUUAUCUGAAAGUACAGAGUGUUCGUCAGUGAAUCUCUGUCGUCAUGCGCCUCUCAACUCAGCAAGGUUAACAGCCACAACAAUAAAGGCCUGAGCAGAUUUUUAAUGAGUGUUUACCUGGUGUGCACAGGGAUUCCUCUAUUUAACCCUAGAACACUAUCACCAGGUGAUUUUCGCCCGACCAAACAUGUUCACGUAAUUUUCAUUAUGUUGCGUUUGUCUGAGUAUCAUGGGUCCUUGGGUAGCUUCAGUGUUGCCUUCGACAUCUUUGAAGGCAUAUUUGUUUCCUUGAUCCAAAACCCACUUUUUCCUACAGGCAAGUGUUCGGGUGAUUUUCACCCAGCAAUAGUGAUAGAGGGUAAAGUGGGUUUGGUUGGAUUUGAUAGCUGCAUGUAGGUGACUAAGGUCAGUCAGAGUGGUCCUGGAAUUUGCAUGCUAUCUUUAUUUAGCGCAGUGGUUACAAAUAACUAUCACAAGUUUACAGUUCCGAUAUAGGUAUAGUUUUUUUUAAGGAAUUUUUUGUUCAUGAAUGCCUAAUUUCAGUUAUUUUGUUGCAUUUCUAUAUGGUCCCUUUAUGGCACUUUUUUCACUUCCUUUGGAUAUUGUACAGUUAAAAAUGGAAGAAAACUAGUUUGAUUUGCCAUGUGUUGUCCUAUUUUGAUAUAUUUUAAUGACAAAUACUUUUUCUUGGGUAUAUUAUUUCAGGUAAAAAUCACCCGGUGAUAGUGAUGGUGUUACUCAUUUUAGUGAUAGUGUUCUAGGGUUAACACUCAAUAACUCCAGCUGAAUUUAUUUCUUAAGACGUGCAGCCAUCAGCCAGAACACAGCUAGGAUAGCUACAGGUUUAAGUUUGUCAGAGUUUCCUUUUUUUUUUUUUCAAUCAACAGGCUCAGAUUUUUGCUCAAACAUAACUCAUCAGUUUUUGAGUUAAACAAAACUCCUUCACUUAAAGUUGAAUUUGGAAUUUAGACCAGAAACCAAGGUUACAUGCUUCCUUAAUUAUGACAGGACAUAAAGAUCGUUCUGCCUCACAGACUUCUCUCAGAUUUUGUUAUUUGCUUUUCUAUGUGGGAGUUUGUUCAGUUUUUUAAAAUUUCUUCAGGUGAAAUAAGUUUCACAGCAGAAGGUUUUUCAGCAUCUCCGUUUGCUGAGUAAGUCUUAUUUCUUCUGUCGCCCAUCACUUCAUGUUGUCGGCUGGAUUCGAACAUAAAGAUCUCUCCUGCUGCAGGUUAUUUUAUAUGACGUGUCAUGUGAAGCCUCUUUUUUAUGAGGAAGUGGGUCAGGGAGGUGGAAGAGCCUCAGAAUAUUUGGCAGGAAAGUCAUUAAGUUUGACCUAAGGGCCUGGUGGAUUAUGGGAUGCUACAGUGCAGCGAAAUCAUGGACACACACACAUGCGUAAGCACACACUCACACAGGACCAGAUCCACAAAUACAAGUACACACACAAACAGUGACACAGGUCAGCAAAGGUCCAUGGCAAAGUUUGACCGAAGCUGGCAGCUUGUGUGGGCGUGGUCAAGAGCAGGCUGUUGGUUUAUGUGUGUGUGAGCUUGUGCAAUUUAAGGCUGUGUUUAUGUGUGUAAAUGUGCGUGUGUGUGAUCAGAGGUCCUGCAUGUGUUAAGGACAGGCCUGCUAACUAGGCCAACAGCUGCUUCCCUGGCAAUUCAUCUCCAGUCAGCUUUGAAGCCCUUUUUUCCUAUUAUUACAACACAACACGGGACAUUUUGCAUUUUAAUGAAGCUCAUAUUUUAGUGUGCUGCCCAUCACACACAUGGACACACACCGCAGUUACAACAAUGUGCACAAACACACAUCAUCAAAACCUUUUUUUGUGGAGAGAAUUAAAAAUACAAGUGUCCAGGUGUCCGCUCCAAGCCUGCUGUAUGUGUUAUGUAUUCAAAUAGAUGCAGCAUAUUCAGCUGAGCGUGUGUGUGUGUCUGUGUGUGUGUGUGUGUGUACGUGUGUGCAGUGUGGGUGGUUAUGAUCAUGCACCACAGAAAUUAGUCUUUGUUUAAAUUCAGACAAGCUGCCUCCCUGUCCCUCCAUUACCUUUCAUGCGAGUGUGAGGUGUGUGUGUGUGUGUGUGUGUGUGUGUCUCUGUCUUUACUUUGAUGGUGGACAGAAGGCGUGUUUUCUCGUUCAAAGAGAUCCUCUGUUUCUUUUCUCUUUGGUUUAGUUGAUCUCAAACGAAAGGAAGAAGAUUUCAGGACAAGAGGCUGUAACACACACACACACAUGCACACACACACACGCACUCGCACACACACACUCAUGCACCUUCCGUCUCCUUCUUCCUGACACACUCUGCUAUUUCCUCGUCUCUUCCUGCCUCCGUCCAUCACUCUGACACACACAGCGAGGUGCACCGAAGCGAGGCUGAGCACACAGCUGUGAACAAACCCAGAGGCCUGCGCGUCUGUGUGUGUGUGUGUGUUUGUGUGUGUGUGUGUGUGUCUUUGACAGCCUGGACCUCUGAGACAACACAAGGCGUAAACAGGUCAGCAUGAGAACGGGGGCAUUGUGAGUGAAGGGUUACAUGAGAGGUGGAGUAAAAAGGUUAAUCCGAAUAGUCGUCAGUUUUCCCUUGAAUGAGAAGAUCCUGCACCUACAUACUCUCUGUCUCUCUCGCUUUCUCUCUCUCUCCCUCUCACACACAUGCAUAUGCACGCACAGAUGAGUGGUUAAGCUGUGUUUGAGGCUUGAUAAAUGACCACAGUCAGUGGUCAGCCUCUUUUCCUCUCCAGCUGCUCCGCCACAUGCUCACUUUGAGUUGUACAGCAUGUACAGCAGGCCUUGUGUUCUGGCGCAUGAGCUGGUGCAAAGGCAGCUGGUUGUUCUGCAGCAGCGUGUUCACUAAGAGUGUGUGGUAAAACAUCAUAGAAGUCUGAUUUUAUAGCACAGAUUUUCACUGAUGAUGCACAAAAGUAAGACACAAUGGAAAGUGGUAAAACAUCUGUGCAUGUCAAAGAUAUAAACAACAUGGACAAGUUUGCACCCCUUUGAUAUCCAUGUAGUCUGAGGUCAAAAGCAAGUUACCGACCUUUGAAAUUUGUAUGUAUAUAUAUAGUCUGUUAUAUUCAUUAGAAGCUCCUAUUGAAUCUUCUAUCCUGCAUUUGUAAAAUGUGAAGCUUAAAAAACACUAUCUUUUGCAUCUUUGUCACAUCAGUAAAAAUGCUACUCUUGUCAAACCCAGUUGGCAAGAUUUGAUGGUGGAAAAUAAAGCAGAUGAAAACCUGCAAAAGUUGCAGUUCCAUGAGUGUCCACUUGAGGCUGGUUGCAACAGGCAAUAACUCCCCAUUGUUUCCUAUUCAAAAUGCCUAUUUUUACAACAGAAAUAAACAUACUUUUCACCUGGUUUUAACACAGUGUUAAGUAGAGCUGGGUGACCAAGAGAAAAUUUAUAGAUACCGAAAUUUACGACAAUAACCGACGUCAUUUUGCCUAUUUUGGUAUGUUCAGUGUCAAAAAAACAAAUAAAUAAAAGUUGGUUUUGGAUGUGUGUAGGUAGGCUAUGGUCUCAUGUCUCUUUAAGACGCUGUCCUACAGAGACGUGACUUCACCCCAAGUUAAUGUGGGGGUGGGGGGUGGUUGGCAGCUUGUGGAGUAGUUAGCGUCCAUUUAUCGUUAUUGAGAUGAACUGCUCAGUAUAUAGUGAUAUUGUUUUGAGGCCAUAUCAUCCAGCCCUAGUCUUCAACUUGUGGCUUAUUGAAAUAGCAACCAUACAUUAAAUAUCUUAACAUUUGUUAAUGAGCAAAGCAUAAAUUUGCACAGUAGGUAGUAUGUAUAUAUCUGACAAAUGAUAAGACCCCCUGCUGUGAAACAGCAUCAGCCUCACAGUUUAGUCCAGUCUGAAUAAAUACAUUAAUAUCUCUCUUCACGGCGCACAGACAGUUUGGGAAAUCUGUGUGAGAUGUGUAAAAACACAAACAGCUUGUUUGACAGAUAAUGAGGAACUGUCCUCCCAUUUCAAACUCAGCUGACAUCUGUAUCUCCCUCCAGCUACAAAGAAACAGCUGCUGGCAGUGGAACAGCAGAAAUCACCAGGAGUUUAGACGACAGUGUAAUUAUGUGUGUGGUGUGAAGUGACAAUAUUUGGCAAAGCUGGCUCUUUUCCUGCAAACUGCCACAUCAGUCUGAAAAUGUGCAGCUGUGAUACUGAAAGGGUCAAGACUGAAGGCAGAUUAAAAACCAGCCUUUACUUUUCUUCUUGUCAUCUUGGCAGAUUCACAUUUACAGUUGAUGGUUCCUUUAAAACUCAUUCAUUCCUACCUGGAUGCAUAGGAUUUCAAAACAGACAUUUUGUAGGAGGCAUAUAUUCAGACACACUGACAUAUUUAUAGUAACUGUCACAAAAAGUCUGGACAUGAGAGGAUGAUGGGUAAAGGGAAGUGCUGCCAGUGGCUGCCCAUCGAGUGAGGGAUUAACGUGGAUGGACAGAAAGUGAAGGUCUUGUGUAGUUCAGUCAGUGAAGCAGAUCAGAGUGAGCAGAUAUACCUCUCACUGAGAGAGUGUGUGUGAGGGAUAUAGCAAAUAGUUGGCUGAGAUGGUUUAAGCGACCAGGUACACACAUAAAGUCACAAACAGAUUUUAAAGUGAGUGCUGGCAAAGAUUUUAAUUUUGAUUUUAAUUUCUGUUUUCCUUUGCAGCUCUGAUAUCUGCCGGCUGCUGCACCAACUCCUGUAGAAGUGUAAAACUUUGGGACAGGUGAGUACAUGCGCACACUAUGGAGCAACCACACAUCUGCAACCUCAACUUCAGAAAAAUUAGGAUGCUUUGGAAAAUGUUAUUAAAUCAGAUUUUGACAGUAAGCACUAUUCUAUGAAAUACUAUGGAAAAAAAAUGACUCUAGAGUGAAAAUUUAACACAUGAACUUGAAAUUACUCCAAAAUAUCACUAUCUGUGAGCAGUUUGUUGUUACAUCUACAAACACAGACUAAAACUGCAAUGCAAAAGGAAACCAUAUGUAAGCAUGAUCUAGAAACGCAAAAACUUAACUGGCCUGUGCCCAUUUAAGAUGGACUGAGAUACUGAGAUGUCCUGUCCUGGUCUGCAACAGCGUGGCUCUGUAGUAGAAGAGUUCUGGUGCCAAACUGACCUUCCUGCAGUCCUGACUUGUCACAAGUUGACAACAUGUGGCACAAUAUGAAACUGAAAAUAUGAAAAACAACUCAUUGAAUUUGGUUAUAUGUUAAUUCCUAAACUCCAGAUACUGGUCUCCUUGGUCCCUAAAUAAGGGUAUGCCAGUGAAGCUGACCUGCCAUACAGUGUCCCAAUGUUUGUUAAAAUUAGGACCCAAAAAUGUUGUUUUCUUCUGGCGAUGCAACUAAGAAAAUAGUCUCUUAAUUGUAAUAAUUAUGUUACAAUUAUCUAUCAGAAGUACAUUUCUUUACCGACAGAGAUGGCAAAAUAACGUGUUAUGUUGAUGACAAUGAUACAUUGUGAUAUGUUGGACAGCAAACUAACAUUUUGUCUGCAGAAGUCUGCAAAAGUUUACAAAAUAGUGGUUUAACAUGCAGAAAAACAAAGAAGAAAAAAAACUCAGACUACAUGUAAAUAAUAAAAUAAAAUAAAAAGGGAAGAAAUAAAAGCUGUGAUGAGUGUCACAUGAGCUGAGACGUCAUUAAAACGAAGACAUUAAAACAAAGACAUCAUAAGAACCCAUAAUGUUCCAACUCUAUGUCUACAGAGAAAUUGGAAAAAAACAGAUAUAGUGUGGAACCAAGGCUUAAGGCCACCUCAGGCCAAUCAGAUAAAACUCAGAUUCCCAGAAACCCCUGAGGAUGUGAGCUUUAUGUCCUCAGUGGUGACUGCCCAACACAAGAGGCAAUUUUUAGUAAAGGUGGCUUCCGGUAUAGAAAAUGUCAAAGUGUGCGUGUGUGUGUGUGUGUAGGUGUGAUUGUGUGGCUGUUUGUGUGUGUUAAUAUGAAAGGUCAGCCUGGCGUGACCCCUGCUUUAAUGCACUGGCCACGGGGUGAGUGAUGGCACCAGGUUAAUAUUUAAUGAUGAAGCAGUUCCUAAUGGAGGAAUAAAUCAGCCUCCAUCUUCACCUGGAGUGGACAGAUCUGUGCUUUCUGCUGAGCACAGGCUACACACACACACACACACACACACACACACACACACACACACGAGUCUUCAUGCAGUAAUGGCACUUUUUCCUUCUUGUCUUUCAGCUUUGAUGCCUCCUGACCAUGACAUGCCUCUUGAUUCGAUGCUGCUUUGAAAACACAAACCCUGGAGAGGAAAGAGGAGCGUUAUGAGCAGGACGGAUGGAGGAACAGACGAGUGGAUAGCUGCAUAACUGUAUGAUUAUGGGAUUUGAGAUCAAGCAGUAAGGAUGCAGAUAAGUGCGAAAAGGCAACAAAGAGGCAAAACAUUGGAAACACUUGAACACUCUCUCUGCCCUGUCUGCUGCUGCUGCUGCUGCUGCUAUGCAUUACCUGUGGACCACCAGAAAAGACUGAAUGUCAUUGAUCGGACAAGCAGAGGCUGAACUCUGCAUCGCCAAAACAAAGAGGAGAAAAUGAAUAAGACAGCUGAGAAGCGUUGUGUUGCCAACUAAAAGUCCUACCUCUUUGGAAAGACACCUUUUGGAUGAAUGAGUGAAACUGAACAUGAAGGAGUAGCUUCUCAUGCUAACCGUGGAGAUUACAGCCCUUUCUCUACACACUGAAACACCAGUAAAUAUUUGAAAACUUAGUACCCAACACAAGAGGAUGGUAACUUCUUUUUCAAAGAUGCUGCGGGCCUGGAAUAAAAGCACAAAAUUACUCACUAAGACAAGAUUUACUAAAAGAAAAGGAUAAUAGGGUUUUAUUAUAGCAGAUUGAAGCAUUGUUAUUUAGUAUUUAUAAAAACAAUGAACUCAAAUUCGCAGCAGACGUCUGGUAACACAACAAUCAAGAUCUGGUGGGGCAAGAAACACAAAAUGUCCAAUACACAGAUAAUAUAAAAGCAGUUUAGCUUGAUCUCAUUCAAUCAUUUCAUUUGAAGCCAACUUAGAGAGUCUCAGUCAACUAAAUUGCACCACAAUUUUUCACUACUGUUGAAACAUAAACGUACAAAGUUGUUAUACUUUUAGUAAAAUGUACCAGUCAAAAGAUGAAAAAGAAGAAAAAAAAGGAGUGGUUUUAUUGUAUUGAGUUUUGGAUGUUAAAAAUGACAAAAAAAAGGAUACUAUUUAUCAUAUCACAGGAGAUUAUUGUCAUAUAAGGCCACUUCAUCUGUUGCUUCAGUGAUGGGAGGGGGGAUCAGUUGGCUGCAUGAAAUACAAAAGUCAGAAGAUGGAGGAUAAUAAAUUAUUUUUUGUGUACGUUUUUUUUUUUCAUAUUAAAAUUUCAGUAACACUUGACCUGACACCUAUCUCUUUAACGCAUUAUAAAUAUAUGUAGAAUGCGUUAUAAUCCCGUUAUAGCGCUGUAUAACUAUAGUUAUAAACACUCAUAAAUGAUCAUAAUGCUUUAUAGCAAUAAUCAACACAUUAUAGAGCAUUUUAUCAUGACAUACAAGGUCAGGGAUUAUAAUGUGUUAUGCUUAUUGUCUGUGAGUUGUUAACAGUUAUAACACAUUAUAAUACCUGACUUUGUAAGUCAUGAUCAAAUACUUUAUAUGUUAUGAUUAUUGCUAUAAAGCAUAGUGAUCAUUUAUGAGUGUUGUAACUCUAGUUAUACAGUGCUAUAACAUGAUUAUAACACAUUAUACAUAUAUUUAUAAUCUGUUAUAGAAAUAGACGCCAAAUAAAGUGUUACAAAAUUUUUUGAUGGUCUAAUAUCUUUCAUGCAUCAGAUAGGCUUCCUGUCCUCAAGGACUAUCACUGAUAUUCUGACAGGAAGAGUGAGCAAGGGAGCAUUUCACGCCAGAAUCUGACCCCCAGAUUUUGUGCAGUAGUCAAGUUUCUUCACAAUGUACCUUUAAAAAAGAUGCAAUGGUUUGAUCAAGUGACCAAGGUUAGCAGAGCUUUGUCAUUGAUAAGAAAUAUUCAAAGCAACAGACAGCUCUUGUGAAAGAGGUUCAUGCUGUUAUUUGCAAAUUAGCAUUACUUCAGCAUAGAAGUGACCAAAUUGAAUACAUCACCAAGCAGUUUCAUAAAACCUGGCUCGGCUCUUGUGUUUCUUUGCCCGUCAGAUUUUUUGUGUGUGUUGCUUUCUCGAUCAGAGCCAAAAUGAGUCUGCACCAAAUAGUUUUCAUCUCAGAUUUGCAAAACCUAAAAUUAAUUUUGCAAGCAGAAGUACUGAAAAAGUGAAGAUUUUCAAUUUCCAGGCUUCCUGUUAGUGAAAUUUCUGUCAUAUGCAGCAGCUGAUUAAUUAUCUUUCUUGACUUUUUUUAAUGAGAAAUAAGCUAACAUUUGAUAAUUCCUGUUCAAAGUUCGCAAUGUGAGUCAUGAUAGAAAAAAUAAGUGGUGUCCUCGACUUGAUGUCACUAACUUACUCUCUGUUUGAAUUUAUGAGCACGUGGAAAUUUCAGAUUUGAAACAGCAGGUACCAGCACAGCAAGCAUUUACCUUUGGAUCAAAAUAAGCUAACAGAAAAGCUAACAGUCGACAGUAGCUUCUGUGGCGUUAUCAGGCACAUACCCGAGAGGCUGUACUCUAAAAGAUUACAGAGAGAAAAUGAAGGUUUGAUGUGUUUGAGAAAUUUCAAUAUGUUCCUGUUUAGAAGAGGAGAAAAGUUUUGCUCAUUUUCUGCUCCCCGUUCUGAUUUUGUGGAAAGAUCCGUUCCUGUACUGACAGUGUUAUAGUAACCUUAACCUUGUGUCAGCGUUCAGUCAUACAUAUGGUGCUGUGUGUGAGUGCGUGUGUGUGCGCGUGCGUGCGUGCUUGUUGUUUUCCACGCUCCCAGGUAUCUAGACACAGACAACAUGCUCUUCCAUCAUUUUAUCACAGCAUGUUAAAGAGAUGUGAGGCUGCAGAUGCCAGAAGACACACAGAGCGAGGAAGCACAGUGGAAAUCUAGCAAUGCUAUUUUUAGACUUUCUCAACGUUGGUGCUUCGAGGCUGAAAAACAAAACCUCUUAAAUCACACAGUAUUUUCUUUUCUCUAAAUUUAAGGAUGAGUAUUGGUACAGGGCUGCCUGAUGCAAGGAGAAUAGUGUGCUUUUUCAACACUGCUUUAAAUUCCUCUGAAUUAAACUUAUUUGCAGUCCAAAGGGAAGGUAUCAUUUAAAGUGAGCAGGUUGUUAAUAAGGGGAGCAGGACCCUGACACAAAGCUGAAGGGUCCUCUUUCAUUUUCAAGGGGUUUCUUGGACAAGCCUGAACCAAUUCUGGAUGGCUGUGAUCUUGCACUGCAUUAAAACAAACAUGACUUUGUAGCGGAAGUACUUUCAAAAACCAUUUACAGUUAAUCAAUGAUUUUGCACUAUAUGUUGAUUUGUAGUAGUGAAAUGAUUGAAAAUCUUACGAUAGAAAUAUUCUAUUUCACCCACAAUCACAUCAAUGAUAAUGGUCAACUCCUAGAAGCUCCUAAAAUGAGUGAAACUAGCUAUGGUAACUUAUUGAAGACUGGACAAUUCAACAUUUCUGGUCAAUAUUUGUAGAGUUAGUCCUUACGAGUCUGUGAUUAGAGUCAGUCCUUGAUAGACUCUGUCUCUGUAAAUUUGACGCUCAAAUAUCUGAAAUGACACAGACCUGUCCUUUUUUUAUAACAGUAUAUUUUCUUUCCAAAUGUGCUCAUUUUAACCAGGUUUCAAACUGCUUAUACACACAGAUGAUUAAAUAACUAGCCUCACAGCUGACAUUAUUGUCAUGGUUGUCACAGUUGAUACUGGCCAUAACCGUUUGUCAACAAAUUGAUCAUCUUCCAUGAAAAAAUGUGCUGCUCUUCACAGAUGGAAAAUAACUUAAAUAUCACGAGUUACAUGAAAUAUUAACUAUCUGUCCAACCAUUUUUCAUUCAGUUUAAGUUGUUGAAAAUGUACUUGUGCUUCAUGGUUUUAAACUGCAUUUUUUACAUUGACAUCAGAGCCUCUUCUUCCCGUGGGUGUUUUAUUGGAGACUUCUUGGAUUUAAUGAUGAAAUGCUCCCACUCACAUACACGUACCUUCCAAACUGUUUUUUUUUUUUUUUUUGCUUUGCUUUCAAAGAGAAACUGGAGUUCACUAAAGGCCCAGGCAUACCAAAUCCAAGGUCGAGAAUUAACCGGAAAUGACUCACUGACUUUGAAAAGCAGCGACUGAUAUUGAUGUUGAAAAUAAGUUUGAAACUGUCCGUUAGAGAUCCAGCACAGCCGCUGUGAUCAGUGACAGCUAAGCUUGGUUUCAGCAGGAUCAGCAUCAGUACUAAUGACAUCUCCAGAGAUGUCUGUCCUUACCAGAAUAUGGGAAGUAAUUUAUGCCUGAAUGUUUACUUUCUCUUCCAAUGCUGCGUUUGCUUAGUUUCCUCCCCAAGAUGAAUUGACAAAGAGGUGUUGUCCUGAUUUAACUGGAUACCUGGAUGUGUGGAAAUUAUGGCAUCUUACUUGACGCACACACAGUGGCUCUCAGUACUCAACACAUACAGACAUACAAACAUGUACAUUUAACCCAAUCCAUCCUGUAUAACCUCUUCACCCUGUGAGUUUUUUUUUAGAUUUGGUGACUGAUUAAACAAGACCAGAAAUCUAAUAUAUUAUCAAAGACAUAUUAUGUUUUUAAAAGUCAAGAGUAGUAUAUCUGCUUAGUUUUAUAAAUAUAUAACUACAGUUAUUAUUUUUGACUUCUUGGUAUUAUAUAACUAAUUAUUAUAACCAGAGAUGUAUGUAUAAGCUAAUAAAGUGUCUUUAUGUAAAAAUGA
Molecule: messenger RNA, 45577 nt
Organism: Xyrichtys novacula (pearly razorfish)
Lineage: Eukaryota; Metazoa; Chordata; Actinopteri; Labriformes; Labridae
Source: the annotation of a GenBank genome assembly